UGCAAAUCCAGGUGAGGAAGAAAUGACUGAUUGUCAAAUGAUUGCCCAAGUGGCAAAAUUUACCCAUUAGGAAAGCGAUAUGUAGGAAGAAUUUUUGAGCGGAUCCACUCUUAAAUGUUAUUUUUGCAUUCAAAGAGAAUUAAUUUUUUUAAUUAAAAAAAAAAAAAAAAAGUAUUAUAGUUUAUGUUAAAGUUCUGGACUAUUCUAGAGCCUACGGUGCCUGAGAACCGCCACUGCUGCAAAUAAAAAAGAUUGGAAAAAAAAGAAGCCACAACAGAAGUUACCAAUGCAAAAAAAAAAAAAAAAAAAAGAAACGAAGCCCGCUGCAAAUUAAAAAAGAAAUUAGGCAGAUAAGAAAAAAAAAGCCACAAUGGAAGUUAACGGAGCAAAAAAAAAAAAAAAAAAGAAAAGUGGAAAAGUGGCAAAGAAGUAGGUGGAAAGGUUAUUGUUUGGUAGUGUUAGCUUCAGUUCCGUUGUGGCUUUUUUUUUAUUUGCAUCCUUUUGCGUUUGCAGUAAGUAACUUUUUCUCUCCAUCGCCACUUUUUUUUGUGUCAUAAACUUUUUUUUUAUCUGCACCGUUUCUUUUUUUGUUUGCUCGGUAAAUUCGUUGUGACUUUGCAUUCUUUUUUAUUUGCAGCAGUGGCGGUUCUCGACCACCGUAAGACCCUUUAUAGAGAAAUAAAGAAAAACGAAUCAAUUAAUUGAUCUUGAUGAAAAUGAGCUUUUUAAUUAUUAAGCCUAAUUUAACGUUUUUCUAAGACAACUUCCAUAAAUACCAACAGAUAAACAAAACUUUAACUUCAAACUUCCUUGUACGAAUCACUCCACCCUGAUGAAUAAAAACUACACAGUUCAUUUAACUUUCCACUUUUAAUGCAUAAACCGUAUCAAAGACUAUCGAGCCAAGAGGAAUCUUCUGUAGGACAUGUUUUGAUUCGGUAGACACGUCUAUUUAGUUAUAACUGUGGCGAUUACAUUCUUCAGAGGUGUUUAUAUUCCACCCCUUGACAAAGAGCACCGGUGUUCUGACACCAACGGUAGACAGUCCUGAUCCGGACCAUUCUGAUUGAGUAAGCAGUGAUCCGCUCCGGGUUUUACCAUAGACCGCGAAUAGCCCAGCUGAGUUGAGUGGCAGGACUUGUUUACUGGAGAGACUAGCAGAAAGGAGAGACGGAAAGAGGGGGAACCUGAGGGAGAGCAAUCGCUUUACGGAACGGGAAUCCAAGUUUUCACACUUGACCCGUCUUUUUAAGUCUAUUUUGUUUGUGUACCUCAUCCUUUUUUUGACUAUCGCAGACGGGAUCCUGACUUUCUGUGUGCGUGUGUGUUUUUUUCUUUGAUUUCUAACUCCAACCGCCGACACUGAACCCUCGUUUGUUUUGGAUUAGCUAGCUAACGUUAGCUGUUUUUCCCCGUCGGCUAACGUUAAUCUGAGAAAAACGGGCGGCGUGGAGGAGUUUUCUCACUUCAAAGCAACGUGCGGGUUAAACUGAGCCGCUUUUUUGGGGCUGUUUUGUCCUCACGCUUUGGAUGUGAAAGAAGUAGCGUGCACCCCUCAAGUUUUCCUUCUUUGUUGUUUUUUUUUUGUUGUUGUUUCUGUUUUUUUCCUCCCGUUUUGUCUUUAUGGGUGUUCAUUCGUUUGCGGCGUGGUGGUCAGCGGGGGUGAAGGAGUUCAGAGGAAGGUCGUAGUAGAAGAGAGAAAGCUGUGUCGCUGCACGUUUUUCCUGCACGUAGGAGUUUCCUGGGAUGUGCUCCCAAUCUAUCUCAAAAAGGGCGAGCUCCUGAGAAGAUACAAGCAAACUGGGAAAAAUAAAGGGACCUGUGGACUUCAAAGGGGAGAGCGCAAACCCCUGCCAACUCUCCUCAUUGGCUCGAAACUAAGCGAUAAUAUCCACAAUAAGAAGAGGCACAGGUAUAAUACUUCUUGGCUCUUCCUUCAUUUGAGCACUGCAUCACAGAGAAAUGAGCCUUGGGCUAUUGGACCUCCGAACUAGCCCCCAGAGCGAGAGAUAUUAUUAUUAUUAUUAUUAAUAAUACUGUUACUUCUCUCUUGAUUUAGUGGAGCACCAAAUGAAACAGAUGAACGUGGACUGUCGCCUACACUUAUGGAAAAUGAAGAUCUUUACUCGCACAUGCGUUGCCAGAACCCAAGAUCACGUUAUUUAGUGGUCUGCAUUUUUUCCGGGGCUCACAUACAUCACAAACUUGGCUGGGAGGAUACUCAUACAUUUAUAACCAACUCCCCCCGAAUCACGGGGGGCAACCUUGAAUCAGUUGGUUACACUCGACCUUAAUUUUUUUUAAAGAUUUUUUUGUUUUAAUACUUUUUGAUAUUCAAACUUUUUUUUUUUAAAUUAACACUUCUCUCGAAAGAUUGGAGAUUUAUUUUAUACUGAGAAGCUACGAGAGGACAGCACAACUUACCCUUGACUCAAAAUGAGACGGUGGACAAUAAAGCUGCGUGCACAAAUUGUGUUUUUUAUCAUCUGUACCUGCAUUAUCUGCCAGUGUGGACUAACAAACGGAGAAAGUAAGUAUGCUUUUUUUUUCUUUUACCCUAACAUGUGUUGGUCACAACUGCAACACAUGUACUUGAGCUGUCACUCUAUGUGUUAAAUAAAAUGCAAAAUCAUUACAUCUCAACUUAAUUGCUUAUAAGAUAUCUCAAAAGUAUUAAAUGUGUAUCAGCCUAUGUGAGGAUGAACAAAUUAAGUUUAAUAACAUUAAUAAGACACUAAUUUAGACCUACAGAUUAAGUGUUAUGUAAUAAAUGUGUAUUAAGACAUUUAUAGGUUUUGUUUACUCAAAGUAUGACAGGUUCGUAGUUUAUGUAAUUAAUCGAAAUGAUAAAUUUAAUCACGGGACCGUCUUUCGUUCCUGCGCAUGCGUGACAAUUCUUACAGCGUCUAAUUAAAGGGUUAGUAACUUCGAUUGUCGCGUAUGCGUCGCCGCGCGCUACUAAUUGAUAAUUCUCCGUGGAAUUAUCGUGUAAUAUCUCCACCCCCCACACCCCCCUCACGCUGUCUCAUAUUUUAGCGGCCUGUGUUGGAUGAGCCAGCCUCAGGGCCAGAUUAGUUGCUGUAACUGGACGAGUGUGGUCUGCUGCAGCGAGUCUAAACUGGGAGUAGCAGGACUGGCCCUGUGAGCAAAGCUAGGCCUCUCGUGGCGGCGACAGACACACUGCAAACAAUGCGCACACAAGCGCGCGCACACACGGCGCUGCCGCUGCUGCUGCUCGGGCAGUAAACGUAAACAAAUUAGCCGCCGACGCUAAGCAGGCUCUUUAUAGGUGUUGGAUUAGCCUACAUUGCUGUUCAGCUCCAGGUCGGACCAAAACACGGGCGUCUUCCUCACAGGGACAUGCCUCUUUAAUGAGAUGCUUUCUGUACAAAUGAAAGAAGGUGUUGGUAAUAGUUUUAUCGAUGUGUGUAAUCGAAACAGCGUGCUUCAGUGUGUUUUUUUUUUUCGUCGAACAAAAGCAAAAUACUGAUGUGAGGUGGUGCUAUCAUUAUGGCUGCUGUAUAAUUCAAAUAUCCGUUUAGAGGUAGAAAAUAAACCCAACACCAAUUCUCCCACCUCUUUUCUUGCAAUGAAGCUAAACCACACUUAAAAAUGUCUCAAAAAAUAAAUAAAACACUUUUCUGGCAGCAUAACUUUUAGAUGUACAAGUAAGUUAUCUAACCUUGAAUUCCUCUAUUCACUAUUGUUACAAGGGUGUUUGACAGUUGUAGAGAAUUAAAUGAAAAGAAAAACAGCUCUUUUCUUAAAAUAGAUCAUUCAUGUAACCAUGUGACUAUCAUAAGUUAUUCUUAUGGUGUUAUCUCAGUUUGAAUGAAUGAAAGUCAAUGGGAAAAAUAGUCAUUGUUACCAGAGAAUAACUGGAAGGAAAAUAUAUAACAAAUGUAUAUCUUGGUUGUUUGUUGAUGCUUUAUCCUAUCCUUAUCCUGGACUACAUCUCUGGUUUAUGUGAAGUGUUAGUAUUGAUGAAAAAGUGUGUGUGUGUGUUUCUUACCACAAAUCUAGAACUUAUGUCAGGUUAAAAGUCAUCUCUGAGAAGUAAUUGCUACUAUAGUUUUGGUGGUUGGUGUCUCAAACUUUGUACCAUUGAUGAUAAACGUUGAGCUGUAUUACUUUGAGUCAUAUGCUCCCAGUGGCCGGGUUCAUAGGAAAUGUCCUGGCUUCUUUACACAGGUUAUGAAUGCAGACAGAACAGAGGCCUCUUACAGGGGGUCCUGUGAGACAAGACUGCUGGUACCCCUCCUUCCUCCUCUCUUUCACUCCCUUCUCUCUCCCUCUCUCUCCCUCUUUCUCUCAUAAGAAGUAGAGUACAUUUCAUUGGCUGUUUCUGGUCCCUGAUUUACUCAAUUCUCUGGGAAGUGACCAUAUUUGGCACUCUUGAGUUGUUUAUGCUGCUUAGUGAGAGGGGGUGUGGGGUGGGGAACAACAACCAAAAUACUUAAAAUAUUUCAUUCUGAAUCCACACGCUGCUGCCUGACAUCUCCACCACAUUCAUGGGAAAGAGGAAGCAGUAUUGAUGUAAAAAAAAAAACCUGAUCUGUUGACUGCACCCUAGAGAAUGUGAUAAAUCUGCUUCCUACAGGCUGUUGUUGGUUGAUUUUGAUUGGUCUGUUUGCCAAAGUUAUCAGCAAACAGUUUUCUGAAGUAACCGCUGAGUUGUCUCCUGGUCUAAACUCGCGAAAAACAAGUUGUGCAACUGGGAGCCUUGCCCCCUUCUUGUUCCUCUCAGACUUGUAAGCACAGCUCUGUUGGAAAAGGGUAGUGUGCAUGUGUGUACGCAUGUGUUGUUAUAUAUGCUCUCAACUGCCUGUUUGCCUCUUAAACUCGCUCUGACACACACACCGCCAUGCCUUGAGUGUUUAUCAAUCUGAUCACCUGAGUCCAAAGCUCUCAUCUUUAUUCAGGAGUAAAAGUCAAAUGGUUAUUUUCCCAUCCUUGCCAGUGUCGAUUCGUUGAUUUGUAAAAUCAGAGGAAGAAGAGACACCCUCAAUUUGUGUAUGUUUGUAGUCCUUUUAAGCACUCAGUCUGUCUUUGGUGAAGUGCACAGUGGCAUUUCCCGACAAUGCUGUGCAUGCUGUGGAAUGUGUUUGAAGUGGCCCACCAUGUAGGUGCCUGUGUGUAUGUGUGUGUACAAGUAUUUCAGAAUGCACCCUAGCCACCCUGAGCUGUCUGCAGGAUCUCAUCUCUUAGCUCGUGACCUGCCCACUUCCGGGCAAUGUAUGUUUUUCGUGUAUCCAUGUGUGUCCAGAGGAGGUGGUCAUGCAUGAGAACAGUGUGUACUAAAGCAGCCGGCCUAAGAGGGGGCUGCCCGUUAGCUCAGCCCUCUUUGCCCUGUGUAACCCCCUUGACCAACUGCAAAUCCAGUUCCUUAAAUGAACGGAUUGCUUUUUGUCAUUCUGUGAGUUUUCUUUUUUAAUUAGCAAGUGUUUAUGUUAGGUGGGGCAAACAUUGAAAAAAACCCAAUGAGUUUGAUUAGAAUAUCUUUAGUUUGUUACACCUUUUCACUUCAUCUCAAAGACCCCUCUAAAGAUCUCUAUUAAGAUCAAUUUAAAGUAUAAAAGCUGACAUGUCUAAUGAAUGACUUUCUCAGCGUAUCUAGUCGCUAACAUAUCUAGUCGCUGUUGUUAUAAGGGGAUUUGUCAGGUGGUGUCAGAAAGAUACUGUGGCAUUGAACUAUGGUGUGCCACAAUGGACAAACUUGCAGACAUUUUUUAAUUUGAAAUAUAGCAGAUCUGGAUUAUUGUGUUUGAUGUGUUCAUGCUGACAGCCCGUGUUGAUUAUCUAUAUUUCAGACAUAUGGUACAUUCUAAGGGGGUCUAAGUAUUUUCAAUGCCAUUGCUGACUUUGGCUGUUGCAUUUUUGCUUCAGUAAUAGCUGUUUUAAUGGACUGUCAUUAGCUUUUAUGCUAUGAUGUGGUGUAUAUUUUGAAUGCACCUGCAGCGCUGGGUGCAGAUUGCCAUUGUAUGUUUGGGUAGUCCAUGUUCAUAGAAGCUGCAGACAAUGAGGGUCAUGAACUGAGGCUCUGGCAGCUGUGAGCUACAUUUUCAGAGUUGGUCAGGAAGGCUAUGUACUGCUAAAGGAAAUUAACUGUUGGGGUGCCUUUCCUGAGUGCUUCCUCUGCUGUUCUGAUUAUUCCGAGUAUCCCUUUCAACUUCUUCUCAUUUGCCAACGGACACGUGUUUGUGUUUGUGUGUGGGUGUUUGUGUUUCUUUUCUUCAAAUAGCAUACAAAUGGAGGAUAAAAACGCCCUUUCUGUGUUCGCUCAAAUGUACGGUUCAACUGACAACGCAGCACGAGUACUGUUUUCACUUUUUUAUCAGGCCGAAAGAAUUAUUUGGUUUCUGCUUGUGCAAAGUGGAGCAACUCGUUUAAUGAUGACGAAACAUGCUGGACGUUUGACAACUAUGUCUGGCUCUUACCCUUUAUCAGUUCUUAUCCACACAUCACCUAUUAUCUCAGUUUAAGUCUAUAAGUAAGUUCAUUCCAAAGCAACAACAACAACUAUUACAUCAGAGGUUGCAGUAGGACAAUAACCUCCUAGAUACUCUUGUAUUGAUUCAAACAGAUGACAAAAUUUAAGGAAGUUGUUCUCUUUUCGCUUAGUUUAUUACACCACUUUCUGAACACUUUGCAAUCCACGAGAAUCAGUUCUCAUUUUUACAGAGAGAAGAGCAGCUAUCACUUUCUGUCUUAUUCUCUUCACAUAUCAAGUGUAUUUGUCUCAUUUCUAGCCACACUGACCUGAACAGUCUGUAGAUCUAAUUUUGAUAUGUAACAAGCCUAAAGAGACUUGCAUAAUUAUGUCAUCUGUCUUAGAGUAUCUACAGAGUUGGUCUGCGUAAUCUGGAGCCCCAUAAAAUGCACUUAAAUUUCAGUCACAGCAAAAGUAAAACGAGAUGAACAUGAUAAGCAUGUCAUCUGAGCUUGUUAGUAAGUAUACAACACUUAAAUGUGGAAGGACAAAAAAAAAGUGAAAUUCACACAUUUUUAACAGAAUAGAUACUUCUGUGUUAUUUAGCUGUAGCUCUGGAGACAUCCCAUAUUUUUGGACUAUUUGGUCCUUGAGCUCUCUUAUAUUUUGGUCUGAAGUGAUUUAUUUCAAGUUGUCGAAACUCGAGUUUCCUUGCAUGAAACUUUUAUAUAAAAAAGCAUGAUUGAUUUUAGAUUUACUAGUUUGACAGAAAACCUGUUUUUACCACAAGUGACACAGCUUUCAUUCAGGAACUGGUUGCUGCUUGCUGCUGAACCUGUGCUGCAGUGCAUGAACCUUAUGGACACUGAACAUGGUGUGACUUACCAACAACCUGACUGAAUCUCUUUAUUUCUUUAAAGACAAAAAGUGUCAGUGAGAUAGUCCGGAGAAGUCACUCUUUGAAUGAUCAUCUACCAAAGGUUUUGAAAAACUGAGCAUCGGUCCUUACAGUUAAGGGAUAAUAAGCUGAGUGUUUAAAACCGAGAUUUGUCAGUGACCUCCCUUCUGACUCCCAUUCCUAGAUAGAGAACUGUUUAUGUAAACGUCUGCUCACUGCACAGAAAUGUGGUUGAGUUGGGAGGGGAUGAAUGGGGUGCACACACACACACACAAACACAAACACACAGAGAGCGCCGUUACGCCAUGCUGCAACAAUCUGAUUUGAUAGUCCUUGUUGCUGUUUGGAUCUGCCCUAUUUUAACAUUUGGUGACUUCACGCAGGAAAAUCCAAGCUGAGCUUACACUUUAAUACAUGGAUGAGCAAAGAGAUCUUUUUUGGAGCCUUUUGCAGGCCGAACCAGACACUGGCUGGGGCCAAGUCCACGUCUGCAUGGAAGUUAAUAUGAAAAUCUCUCCCUUUGUCUUUACUUAAGCCUUCGGUCUUUUUUCAAAAACCAAGUUUCUUCCCAAACCAAACCUGAUAAGUUUUACACCAGCCAAAAAUACAGAAGUUAUGAAGUACAAACCUUACUAGAUAAUUUUUUUUGCUAUAACCUUUAUCCUAAAUGAAUCCCUUUGUGUUUUUUCCGACAGUGAUAAAGUCUUUGAUGGCCCGAUUUGUUGGCCCUUGAGCGCUACAAGACAUAUUCGUGUUAUUCUGUUGCUUAGGCAUUUUAGCAAACUGCAGACUUAAUGUUGCCAAAAACUGUUGAAACAGUGUUUCCAGAUGUAUCUACAGAAGUGUGAGAGAGACAGGCUGAAUGGUUGAUGUCACAUCAUGGGAAUUUGUAUCUGAGCUCUUGUGGUUACACACCAUGCCAUAAUUUGAAGGUCACACUUUUGGCCAUCAAUGUGCUCAUCACCGCCUUACAGUGAAUCUCACUGUACCAGCGUGGCCUUUCUGCUUUAACCCCACUCUCUGACAUCGCUGGUCAAGGUUUAAAUCCAGGUAUGUGUUUUAGAGGUAUGUGAAGAAAAUGUAAACUGAGUCAGAGUUGUGAAUAGACUCAACAAAUUGAACAGCUCCAGAUGAACAGAUGAAUCUUGUGAGUUUUGAAGCUGCUUGUACAAAAAUCUCUUGAAUCCUUUUAGCAGUGAGAGGAGCUCUAAAACUGCUGCGUGAGGUUCAUUAAACUCUUCUUCGCUCUUUGAGGUAAAGGCCAGAUUUUGCUCUUACAAAUAAGCAGAAGCUCGCAGGGUGUCUGGUUGUUUGCAUUGCCGUGUAAGUGCAUGACUUUUGGCAAAUGUUGCCAUCUCUGUAUCUCUAUCAUGUGUCCUAGUGUGUAAGUGCAAUGGGAUGCUUGUGUUUGUAAGUUUGUUGGGGGUUGAGUAGCUGUGUAACUGAGCCUGAUGGGUUAAAUUUAUUUUGAGGACUGUCAUAUGACUGAGAAGUGGCCAUUUGACACACUGCCAGGUCAGUCUCCAAGCAGUUAAGUACACACAUGCACACACACACGUUGACUGGUAACUUUCAAAUAGGACUGACAUGAUUUGAGGUAUAGAUUAAAGGAAUGUUGGUUACAGCUGAGAAAUAGGAUUUGUAAAGUUAGUUGUUGGUAAUGUUAGGCUGAGUCUCAGAUUCUGGUUCAGUAGAAUAAGGCAGCUGUUACAUUUGUGGUCACAAUUAUCAUUCAUUUUAGGCCAUUCUGUGCACUGUUGCAUUUAAAACACAUGGCAAAGAUUCCCAUGAAAACAAAUUUAGGUUUGCUGAGAUGCAUUUUUAAUAUUUGAUUAGAUUAUCUUUUAGCUCCAGUACCUCUGCAUCUGUACAUGUAUGUGAUUCAUGUAUCUCUGACAGAUUUUUGUGCAUAUUGAGUAAAAAAACACGAUGACUGAUUCAUAAUGAAGGAAAUGGGCAGAACUUUGACUACAUCUAUGUUUGGCAUCCAUGCUCUUUUGCUCCCAGCAGCGGGUGUCUAUCCCCUCUCCUCCCAUAUCCAGGCUCAUUCUUCCUCCCUCCCUGCGAUUGCUAUUAUGUUCAGGGGUAAGAGGGUUCACUCUCAUCCACUGAUUUGUUUUUCAUUCACACUGCAGAUGCGCACAGCCUGCAGACCUGUCCCCUACACACAUACACACACACAGGCUUAUCAAGCUCUGCUCUCUAUGCGAUGGGAAAACCUCCUCUUUCAGACCUCUUAAAGGUGUGAACUUCAUCCAUUUGACACCUCUCUUUCUCUCCCUCUCUCCCCCUUCCUCCUUCCCUGCCUCUCUCUCUUUCUCUUCCUCUCUCACCUCCUUCUUUUGUUUUUUGUUUUCUCUUCUCUUAUCCUCCUGCUCGCCCCAGCUAAGCCUAAGUGAUAUUUAGCACACAUACACCUGCACAAUGUGAACAACAGCAGCCGGUCACAUGGACGUCUCUAAUUAUGUGUGUUUCUGUGUGUAUGUGUGUGUGUGUGUGUGUGUCCUUAUACAAGUACCCAUGCUAGUAUGUGUACCAUGAUGGUGUGUGUGUGUGUGUCUGGUUGGGGGGCUAGGGUGGCGGUGGGGGGUGGGGGGGGGUCUGUUUUUGUUCUGAUGAACUUGCCUGUGAUGGGUUACUAUGGUGACGGCACUAGCUGUGCUCUGGCAGGAGGCUACAGUGCCCUUCCCACCUCCUCUGUCUAAAUGCACCUCUGGCCUGUCUGUGCUGAACUCACAUUGAAGUAAUUGUGUUUUUAUAAUGUUUGAUAACAAAGUGGAAUAUUAAAUUUUAAUUAAAUACUCGUUCUUUUAUAUAUAAUUAUUGAGAUUUUAUUGUGCUAUUUUGUGGAGCAACUUAUUUCAUGGUUGUCAAAAAGGAAAAUUAUAUUUUGACUAACUGGUCAGUCUAAAGGUAAGAAGACAAUCAGAAAAUGGUCGAAAUUUAAGAUGACACAGCUUACAUAAAACGUAACCUCCAUUUUCCAGGUCGAACUUCUGCCACAUUGUACUUUGAGACAUCACCUGUCAUCUGUGCUUGUCAACAUUUAGAUAGAGCAUUAUAGCAUCAUGGCAGUUUACCUGGUCUUCACCUAAGCUACAGGUUAGCUGUGCUACAGUAUAGACCAAACAGCUAACCCUCGUUUUGGGGCCUAUAAUGAUCAAAAUACACAGCAGAAGUGACGACGUUAUAUGUUUAAAUUGAUUAAAUGUACUCUCCACAUUACUUUGUUCCUUCACUUUUUUAAUGCACUGAAGCAUUUGAGGCCAAUACACUUAUCCCGAGUUUCAUCGCAUGUAUUCAGGUCGGGGCCCUCUGCUGGUCAUCAUUCAUGUGGAAGAGAAACUUCAUAAAUCUCAGUCCAGUCGAACUGUUUUGAAAUCAGUAGUUAGUUUAAAUGUUGCUUUCAUUGAUCCAUUAUGUUUUAUUUUGUUUAGAUGAGUGUGCUGGUUAAAUCAGCUGAACAAAGCAUCUUCUUUUUCUUACUCUUAUGCUCUUUGAACUAAUCUUCUGGCUAUUUCACCCUCUGCAGUCACGAGCAGUCAACGUCACUGGUCAUUUACAGAUUUUAUGGUUUUAUUAAAUUAGGAUUUCUAUAAACCCUCAUUUGAUUUAGUCUUCUUGUUUGUUUUUUUGUUUAAGUAUUGAGUUUAAUCUUUUUUUUCUAUCAAUCAGCAGCCUUUAUUUAAUUCUUAUAGCAAUAACUUCCUUUCUGUUUUUAAUGUAGUCAGAAAUUGAUUCCAGUUGAUAGACUAACAGCAAUUAACAGACUUUAUUUGAGGAGGGUGCAAUAUAAAGAAGACCCCAGGUUUGAAUUUCAUUGGUAAAGACACUGAGCUCUACAGCAGGUUUGAAAGAGUUAAUAUUAAAAAGAAAGUCAGAGCUGCCAGACUGCAUGGCAGGUUGUGAAUUGAUCUGCAUGUCUGAACAUUAUUGAACAUAAUAAUCAGCUGCUUUCAUUAAAAAAAAGCAUGGAUAACUCAGCAUAGAGCAGCCAUUGCUAACUUACAAAGUGGCUGGUUGUUUCUCAAAACUGGGAACUAAGGGGAGGAGACGAUUUGUUUAUUUGCAUCCAGGUCAGUUUGGAUGGGUGCAUCAUGGGCCUUUUGCUGCUGUUACAGUGUUCAAGUAGACAUUAAGUGUCAUGUUGUUGUGAAAGAGAAGAAAACAGACACUUCAGGACAGAGUGGGGUGAGAGGAGAAAAAAACACUAGAGGGACUCAAGCCAAGAUGGAGUGAAAAGGGAUACAGAGAUCAAGAGCUUUCAGCCACAGUAGUUUAUGAGCCUGCUUCAAGCAUUCCUAAUUCACUUACAGUUAAAGGGGGCCCAUAUUGAAUCAUUCCUUACUGUUAAAUGACAACGUAAUGAAUGAAAGUCCUUUUACAAUACCACUGUGGCCACAGACCCUCCACUCCAGGGACCGGUCUGUCAGAGGCAAGGUAACAGCCAGUGAUUUGUUGGCUAGGGGGCCCUUUUGAACGUUCACAUGACGUCAGUAUUCCUCUUAUGCCAUGCCUAGCGUGCUCCUGGAUAUCCUGUACGGAAAAACCAACAAGGGUGGGCAGUGGCUGAAGAUUUCUGAGAAUCUGUGAAGGUUUUUUUGAGGAGAAAAAAGACAAACAAGGAGGAAGAGGGAAAUAGGAGAGUACUUGUCUAUAAUCAAAAACACUCAACCAAAGGCACAAGGUUUUAGAAACAGAAAGAAUACAUGUUCAUUCCACAUCUGUCUCUGUAACUUUUGAUGCAGCUUAACAGCUAAUUAACUUUUUCGCAAACUGAGGUUAGUGGUGCAUGUUUCCUGUGUUCAUGUACAUUUGGCUACCUUGCACGAAACUAAGAUGCAAGACGAGGCCAAGCUACAACAUCUGGUUCUGAAAAACAAAGCUGAUGUGCAGGUCCAAAACAUAACACUUCCUUCAGUGUCCAUUUGUGGCUGACUUUAAAAGCCAAAGAAUCCACAUACGGCAUCCAUGCGGAAAUGCUCAUAUAUACAGUAGAGUGAAAUAUAUAAACAGCCUGUUACGUUAUACAGAUUGACAAGUUUUGUACAAACAGGCAUCAGUAGCAGCAGAUACUGACUGACAGGUGGAUGUAUUGUCACUGUUUCCCAAGAGGCUCAAGUGCUCAUCGUAGUUUCAUCUCACUGUGUUUGUAGAUUGAUCGAUUGCUAACUUGAGUCAGCAUUUCCAAUAUGGAAACAGCCAGUAUAAAACUUGGAACCCCUCAGAUAUCAAUGGGUGACACCACUGAAACACAAAAGUGUUUCGUACAAUCUAAAGACAAGACAUGUUCGUCCCGUUCCUGUACAAAACAUGAUUAACUAUGUCUGACAAGAUCUCCGUCUCCAUUGCCAGUAAAUCAAUGUAAAUCUAGUAGGUGCUUUGAUUUGCUUGUCCUAUGGGGUUUGUGAUAUGAACACAGGUGGUUUCAGAGAAACAUGUGCCAAAAACAACCAUAAAGUGCUUGUGGGACUUGAAAUGGAAGGGGAGAUUUUGGUGGUGUGCACAUGCCUGAGCAAUGGAAAAGGUAGAGGGAGUGAAAGAUAUGGAAAGAAGGAAAUUUCAGGGCAGAGUGUGUGUCUGCAUGUUUGUGUGUGUGUGUGCAGCAGCAGGUAAGAGCUGGUGGUCUUACAGUGCAGACAAAUGGGCCAUUAAACCGACCUGGCCCCUCUGCUCACCGUCUCUCCAGCCUCCCCUCUGCUUCUCCCUCUUUUCCGUCUUGGUUUGUCAACUCGCCCACAAUCACCCCUCUCUCCCUCCCCACUUAUCUUUCUCUGUAUUUGCUACUGUACACAUAUGCUUUCUGCAUCUCUCAAAUUCAUACUCUUUUCCUCUUUCUUUUUUGCUAUCCUGUCUCUGAUAUACAUACUAACUCGAUGACAGAUAUACAUACAGAUGUUCUUACAGGCCGGUUUAAAGGCAGUUAGAAUCAAAUCAGCUCCUCCUUUCCUCUUUGUUUGCAUGAAAUUUAUGUUUCGGCCGUAGCUCAGGGUUGGCAGCUUUGCAGCAAUCCAUUGAAAUCAGUAAGAUUUACCAUGCUCGGGAUGAGCUCACUUGUCCAUCCAUCACUAACCCUCAAACUGUCCAAGCGGGAGGUUAAAACUAGAGCAUUUCAUAAGAAAGCGUAAGCAGCCAGGACACUGGGCUGUUCACUAUUGCCUCCCUUCACAGUGUAAUUAUUUUUCUGUAGUUGUAACGCUGAUUUGCCAUAAACAGACUUCAUUAGCAGUUCAGGCAGGUCAGAAUUGGAAAUGCAGAAAAAGUGGGAAUGUCCACUUCUUCUUACCGUAAAAGCCCUUAAAGGAAAAGAGGCCGAUUUUGGAGGAAGAAAGAGAGUUAUGGGAUGGAAGAAGCCAGAGCCAUCAGGCAGGCAUAUCUGGUCCUGCCUCGUGUGUAGAUCUCUGGUUUGUGGGCCGGAGUGUUGGUGGGGCCGUGCCCUGCAGCUGCUGCCAUGUGGCUGCAGUUCAAGCAGGGGAACCGAGCCCCGACUGCCUCCCCGCUCAGGCCGAAGCUCACCACACCAAGACGCUGCUCCACGCUCUGCUCAGUAACGUGGGAAGAUGAAAAGGAACAUCAGAUGUUUUUUGUAUUAGUCAUUCUGUGUGUGAGUGUGGCGUCCUAGCGCGUGUGUGUGUGCGUGCUUUUGCGUGUGUGUAUAUGUGUGUUGUCUGUGGCCCUAUAUCUUUGGCACAGUCCAGCCUGCAGUUGAUUACCUGCUCCUGUUCCAUAGUCCUCUGUCUGCUCCCAAAUGUUUCGUCUAUGUCAGGAAUGCUGCUCCCCCCAACAUGCUUUUUUAUUUGUUUGGAGCGCACCACCUGGUUUAGCUGUUUGUAAGGCGGGGCCAGAAUUUUUCAGAUUGUUUUAUUUUUUUUUUUGGCUUGUGUGUUACCAGCUGUCCAAUUAUUUUCCUAGGCAAGGAACACGUUGCUUGCUAAUGGCUAUAGAGGUAGAUGGAUCUGUUAGAUAGAUCUUAAAGAUUUAGUGUACUUGUUUGAUUUAACGUCCCUCUACAAGUAAGUACUAAUGAAGUGUAUCACGGCUGUUACUCAUUUUCACUCUUUAUCAUAUCAGUCUGGGGCGCCUAUCUUUGCAUGAUUUGCAGCUGAAAAAACUUUAUGUGUCUGACAUUGCUGUACAUGACAACCCUCAUUUCAGCACAAUUCAGCAUCCGCCUGAAAUGCCUCACUUUUGCAGCUUUUUCUGCACAACACAUGGGCCAUGCUUUUCACACACGGAGCUUUGUAGUUAAGAAAUAACCAGAAAGUUUUGUCUUUACAGAGGACAACUGUGCCGAGCUGUUGGCGCCGACUUAGCUGUCCUUUUAACUUAUGUGUGCCCGUGUUUCUUGUCAAAGUCUAUCAUUACGUGUGACUUACAGCUUGUGUUUCUCAGCUUUGAUAGAAAGUCUUCAAAGAUGGAAUACCCCCGGUCAGAUUUCAGUAACAAAAGAGCGACAAAUCUUGCUGGUACUGGCACUUGUUUAAAAAGCAGUCAUCAGUGAAGUGACAAGCAAAAAACAGCUUCAGUGUGACUGUUGUCCCAAAAACAUUCAAACUCUCACUGCAUCAUUAAAUGUUGUCCUCAUACGACGGCUCAACGUGACGUCUUGCCUUUAAAACAAGCGGCUCAGAGAAGUCAGGAAACACAAGUGUCUGUUACGUGUUUGAAACUUGGCUAAUCUGUGCUCACAUUUUAGGUCUAUAUUAAAGAACAAAUCAGCAUAGAUCUCCUAAUGUGAUUGUCUUUUGAAAAUAUUGAAAUACAGUAAAAUCAGCUGUGUAUAAUAGGAGGCAGAAGGGAAGUGAAAGAGAGAGUUUAAAAAGGAGUGGGCAGUAAGGGAAAAACCUCAGGUACAACGGCAAUUACUUUUCUACUUACAGACUCAGGAUUUUCAGUUUUUGGCCUUUGUGUCUUUUGUCCAAGUAUGGAGACAAACAAAAGAAGCAUCAGUUUGCAAAGCGGUCUGCAAAGUUUCGAGGUAAAAUGUCUUUAAAAAGUCUCUAAAAUUGGUGGAAAGUUUCAGCUUCUUUUUUAAAAGUAAGGAGGAAGCUGAAAGGACUUUAAGAAUCUUCGUUAUUUAGUCCCAAAUCUGUCCUGUGUCAAAGAUAGACAUAAGACAUGUUUUUACUGUCAGACUACACAUGCUGGCACAGUGGAUUUUUGGUGUUUGGGUGGGAAGACAUAGGCUCGAGGGAUCGGUUCCUAUCAGGUACCCUGUCACUCUAACAAGAUGUCCAACAGCGCCGUCAAUGCUCAUUCUGCUCUUGUUCCUCCUGCCCUCUUUUUCCUUUCCUCCCUUCCCGCAGCCUUGAGUCCAAGGUCGAACAAAGCUCAGUGGGAGUAAAAAAUAGUGAGUCAUUGUUUUUAAAAACAAGUGACAGUGACCCAGCACCUUGUCUGCCCCCACCUUACUUCUUUUUUUCUCUUCCUCAUUCUUUCUCUGUUUAUAUUUCGUCUCUUUGUCUCCCUCUGUCUGUACCUAUCCUUCCCACCUCCCUCACUUUCUUUGUCCUUUGCCAGUGCCGGAAGGGAGAGUGAAACGAGGCAAGCCAAAGCCACCAGUGUGAUCUGAUUUAGGCCCUCUCUCCUCUCUCUCUCUCUCCUCUCUUGGCCAGCCAUCUGACAGUGCAGGGCCUGCAUGUUGCUCUUUUCUACCCGCUUCAAUCUGCCACAGCCUGGCCUGGUGCCACAGCUGUAACGGGACCCAGCGUUGUGUAUAAAUAGGACUAGGCUGAUUCCCCUUGCCAUGCUCCUCAAUGGGAGGCUGAGGCAAUGGAGGAACAGGUGCUCCAACCCACACACUACUUUACUCUGCUUAGGCCCCUCCUUUCCCAGGCUUCCCCUCCCCUUGCUUUAUCCCGUCAACCUUUAUCUGAUGUCCUCAAAUGCGGACAGAUAGGUCAGUCACGAUGCAGGUAUUAGCUGCAUAGCUGACUGCUUGUGUCACUUGGACAUUAAACAAAAUGUUCUCAAGAAGUUUUUCCUGUGUGAUUCAGUCAAACAGCGUGUUGAGCUUGUUUCCUCUUUUGAAGCUGCCCUUCCCUCACCGCCUCUCCCUGGCUCAUGUACUGUUAUUUCGGUCGUCUACUCUCUGUUUUGGAGGUACAAGUCGGUACAUGUUAAUCAAAAUGCCUCUCAUGCAGUUUCUUAGCAUCAUUUUUCACUAUAGAAGCCACAGCUUGGGAGUGGGCGCUCAGGGAGCUGGCUUUACUUCUCAGGACUUUCCACAGCUAUAUUAACAAACAAAUGCAUUUUUCCACUGGCAGCCCACUUGGCACCACAGCUGCAUACUCUCUCUCCCAGGGUUUGUUCAGCAACUGAGCUGUUGACAAAUCUAUAAUCAGCAGAUCACCUCAUCAGAGGCAACAUGUGCCCGAGCUGACAGAGAGAGGAAACUUCAGUCCAGAGUUAGCCAUCACUUGGUUUCAUGCUGCAGAGGUCUGGUUUCACUCUGAGCUAACGUGUGGCUGCCCUCCACUACGCUGAAAGGCAGUGGCAAGCUGGUCCCCGGGGCCACAGAGGGCUCCACUCUCACCUUCUAAAGCUGCCACCGUGAUCCACUUUCUCACCCCCAGCCAGCUACUGUUAGCUGGUGCAUAUUAAAUUCUCUGCAGGGAGCACAACUCUAAAAAUAAGAGAAGAAUCUGUCUGAAAUUUUAGCUACACUAUAACGGAUGCUGCAGCUGUGGCUGCUUUCUGAAUAGUGGGGACGGCACUUUCUGUCAGAGAUAGCUGUUACAUUGCUAUGACCUCAGUUGCACCGGUCAUACGAUGUCAUUUGUGAGCUGCAAAUAUGGGGAGCUUAUUCUGUGAGCUAAUUCUGCUCCAUAUUUGGCAAUGACACACUGAAAAGGUUGGGAGCUAAAGUGAAAUGUGUCUAUAUAUCCUCCAUUGACCUGUAACUGGACUAUAGAUGGUACAAUAAAUCACGUAGAAUCAUUUAGAUGGCACACAGUCCUUUUACAGAUGAAUGAAAAGAUACAAGGAUAUCAGAGAUUGACUUCACAGUGGAGAACCUUUUGACAGGGGGGCAUGAUAUUGAUUUUACAUAACAGGUUCCUGAUUAUACAUACCAAUUAGAUUAUCAAUAGUUUUUCAUAAUUUGCAGUUUAAAAUGUGUAGAGACGCACACCUGAAGCUCUGCAUUGCUUAGAUUGUUAUUUUCUUGUUUUCACUGCCAAUCAGAACACUUCUGUGCAUGUAACAGUGUUUUUUUUUCCAUCAGGCCACUGGGCCAUUAAACUAAGCAUACUUACUAGACUCAUUUCAAAGUCUGGGUGUCUGCAGUCAAAUGCCACCGACAUGUUCACUAUGUAAAGAGAUCACGUCACACAGGACAGGUAGUGAUAUGUCUGCAUUGUAGCGUAGACCGGGGUCCACAUAUUUAGUGAGCUGGUGAAAUCCUUGGUCGUCUGAAAACGGAGGUCUGUAGACCACGGUCCCCACAGGGGUUGUGGGUUUGAGUCUGGCCCCGACCAUGUGCUGCAUGUCCUCCCCCAUCUCUCUUUGUCUAUCCACAUUUCACCCUGUCCUGUCAAUAAAGGCUAAACAUUUCUAAAAAAAAAAUAUAUAUAUACUAAUUUUAAAAAAAUCCAGUGAUGGAGCCAUUUAUUGUUUUAGCCUUGGGUUGUCUCAGAUCAAAUUUCUGCAGCUCUCCAAUAGACACUAUUUUAUGCAGACUUUUUGUGGUGAUAAUGGUACCUGCAAUGACUACUGCUGCUUAAGGGUGACAACUUUUCAGGUGAUUCAGAGUUUUAAAACUUUUUUUUUUUAAAACAUCCUGGAAUACUUGCACCAUGUCCAAAAACUUGCAAUUGUAUUACCCUCAGGGUUCUGUAAGUCUUAAAGGAGAGACAUGAGUUUAUUGUUUUUUUUUUUUUGUUUGUUUAUCUUAUCACACCAAUGACCUGCAUUGUAUUGUGUCUACAGAGUUUAAUAGCCAAAUCAUGGUAAUAAUUCUGCUUAAGAACUGAACAACUUUAUGUUUUAGCAAUACCACUUCAAUACACAUGUGGUGCAGUCACAUUGCAAAUGAUGCAAUCCAUCUUUAUUGUUGCUCUUACUCUAAAAUGACAGUGUUUCUCUCAGUAUCAUGCAGCCAAAGCCAAUCUUGGUGUCUCAUUUUGAAGAAUGGACAUGGGCAGCAGACAUAAUGUAAGAUAUCAAAGGAACAACAAGGAAUUUCUGUGUGACCAAUAAAGGCUAACACUUGUGUUAUUUAUUUACCAACUGUUGCAGCAUGAAUGUGUGAAAGACCUCAUAACUAUUCAAGCUGCCAUGGUGACAAAUGUCUAGACUCUGCCUUUUUUUUUCCAUUUGUUUUUUCAUGAGGAGGACUAACUUUCAGAGAAUCUGGGUCUUCAGAAUGUCUGAAUAUUUUUUUUUUUUAUCAAAGGAACCGUCAGUUUGAACUCGUUCACCUCUCUCCAUCUCCAUGCUUUGUGCUCUGCUGUUCCUGUUUGUCUGUUACCCCUCUAUGCAUCCCCCCCUCCUCCUCCUUUUCUCAUUCCUGCUGCCAAAUUAAGUGUCAAACAGACAGGGAAGGCGGGUGGAUGGCCCACAUUUCUCCUAUAGAGGUCCACGCAGUAUGGUACAGUACGUUCCAGACAGUCUGCGCUCUGUUAUUCCUUUCCCUUCGUUUUGCUCUGAUACAGCCCUCACCCCUCCAUCCCUAACCCCCCUCGGGCUCAUUAGCGGCUGAUUGGGUUGUUAUUGUAAUUAAGAGCUCCUGUACAGCCAGGGAGAGCACCAAGCUGUCUGCUAAUGGGUGGUCCUCAGUGGGAGGAUGGGCUAGGGAGGGGUCAUGGUCAUUGUCCAACAGAACCCCCACCCACACAAUGUCUACCAGUUUUUUUUCUCUGAUGUCUGUUUGGGUCUGUUUUUGUUUUGUAAGUCAUUUCUGUCGGACACUUUUCUCUCUUCUCGAUCCCAAAAAUAGAAAAUCGUGCAGCAGGUGUCUCUUUGUGGUCCGUGCUGCUUCUCUGUCUGUCUUUGUGUUACGUGCUCUCCCUUCAUAUAUCCAGUCAAAGGUUUAAUUUGUUUGUUUUCUAGUUGGCUUAUUGUUGUGUUUGUGGCCAGUAGACCCCCCCAAGCCUUCCCCAGGCCCUGUUCAGCCUGUGUGUGCGUGUGCUUGUUACUUGUCAUGUAACAGUGGUCCAUAGCGGCCCUCCAUUCAUGCAUGUGAUCACCAACCGUCCUGUAGGUCCCUUACGUCACUCUGCGUUCCUGCCUGGGCUCAGGUUACACUUUCACCCCCACUAACUCCCUCCCCUCCAUCAUUUUCUACCCCUCUCCACCACCUCUUCCCUCGCGACCCUUUCUCCCUUAGACUCAAUCUCUGCUCUGCUCUCCUAUUCAUGCUCUUUACCUCUCCUGUGUCCCCUCUACUCCUCUCCUAAACCUGGUGGAGAGAGGGAGGAGAUGGCUUAUUAUUUUAAAGACACAGUGGCUCUCAUGCCUAUACUCAUAUCUCCUCCUCCUUCACCUCCUCCUCCUCCUCUUUCUCCUCCCGUCUUCCCCAUCUGCCCCUCGAUGACCCCCUCCCUCCCUCUCUCUCGUUCCUGUCAGUCGAAAACAAGACUCCAUUUUGUGGAGGGAGCUCCCAGCAGCACCAUUUCUUUGUGUCAAUAGAGCUUCUCCAUCAGGAGACAUGACAUAUGUGCUAGCUUGUUAGCAUGCUGGGUGAGGAGAAAGACCUCAUAUGUAUCACCACCAGAGGGGAAAACUCUUGAAAUGUGAAAAGGUCAUGUUUAUGUCCUCUCAGUGUGUCUUGGGGACGACUGUGGGCAGAGGUGAGUUGCACCCUGGCCCUGUUGUUGUUGCGUAAGACAGUUUGUUAUGUUGUCGUGUUGCACAAUAGGUAUCCAGUUAGUGCUGCAGGCUGACAGCGAGUGGGUGGCCUGUAGGCUUGUUUGAUGUGUCCAGGAGAUAAGGCAGGAGGGGCAGAGAGGUGUAAGGUUGCUGUUAUCACUGGGAAUAACACCAACUGCUACACGGUGCAGGAAGAAGUGUGUUUUUGUGUUUUGGUUCCUGACACCGUAUGUGUCUAACGAAGAGGGUGCGGCCAUGGCAAAGUGACCUGCCUGUGUGAAUGAGUAGCUGUUGUUGUUUCAAACUAGUUUAUCUGAUGAGAUGCUUAACAGCUCAUAUGGCUUUAUUGUCUGAGUUUUAUGAGUUGUUUUUGGCUGCUGGCAAAGCUGGCCGCAGGCGGAAGUGUGCAAAGUUGAGCCAGCUUUGGCCACGUCCACACUAAUGUUUGCGAGUCUUUGAAGUUACCGUCGGUUUAUAGUUCAGUAAGUGUUUCUUCUCAGUUCUGACGGUCAUGGCCUAAAUGAAACGGUUUAUCUUUUUAAAAUCAAUUUCAGAAAAAAUGAAGGAGGGUAAGGAGAGUAAACUUUGCUCCUACUGUCUGACCUAUUUGAGAAAAACAAAAAUAUACACACGGUACGCCGAUAUAAAAUGAAAGCGUUAAGCGAAGAAACCUUCAAUGCCCUCACCCCAACAUUUAUGCUCCACCAGUGAGCUGCAUCACCUACAGCACGUCCGUCUUGACCCUGUAUUGGACGAUCUUUCCUCUAAAGAAAUAUCCAUGUCUUCAUAACUUAACCCGUAGUUCAAACCUGCAGUCGUAGUAAAUAUCACAGUUUCAUUUGUCAGUAAAGCGGUUACAGGCUUUAUUGGCUUCAGUCCAUUAUCAGAAGUCUCUUAAACAACUCUAUUGACGUGCUGCUGGUCGGAGUUUGUCCCUGAAUUGUUGACAUGUUUGUCUCGCUAACCAUUAACAGAAUGGGAAGUUAAUGGGUAGCUUACACCUGGGAAAUGAUGAGGACCAGUAACAUCUCAACAAAACCAAGUUCUCCACAGCAAGAAUUUGACCUCAAAAGUAGAUUUGUUCAUUGUGUGAUGUUUGUUCGAAGUAGUUGGGGAUUGAGUCUUGGGAAUAUCAAAAAGUAGAGAGCUUUUCAAACAUAUUGUACAUGAUUUGUACUGAAUUAGCCAUAAAAUGUUUCUGUAUGAAACGAUCAAUGUAACUAAGGGUAAUGAAAGAUUCCAGUUGUAGAAACAAAUUUGUUAAAUUCUAUUUGCUAAUUAAAUUUCCGUUCAUUUACCUGCUUUUUAUUGUUUUUAGUUGUAUUUUUGGACCCUGACAGCAGGUAGUGUAGUUGGAGAGCUUCAAUCAUGAGAACAAGUGAAUAUGUCUUAUGAGUACAGCGGUAUAACUGAAUUGGGUCUGUCUACUGGAUGAUCAUGGGUGUGUUGACUGUGUGUGCGCGCGGGUUGAUGCAAAUGUACCUGUAAAUUUAACACCAUGUUCAAACAUCCUCUGCAGCACCUGUGUGUCGAGCAGUAAAUCACUUCUCUUUCCCGCUAGUCUGUUCGCAGAAGCCUAAGCUUGCUGUGACAAGGUGUUGAUGGAAAAGUCUGUUUAUGUAUAAUAAGUUGAUCUGGGUGGGAAAAACUUUACACCUUUGUGCUAAUUGAUAAAAGUUUGUCGAUGACAGUUAAACAAAGUUUUGAAAGACAAUGACUUUGGGUUUUUAAUCUGGAGGUAACGUUCAGGAUUAUUGGUUGAAGUUGAGAAAAGGAAAUGUCUGUCUCUUUAGUAAAACUACUUCAGUUAAUGUUUAUUACUCCUACCUGGUUAGCUCUUUGUUUUGACUGCAGAUUACUGGUGAACACUGUUAUCUUUCUGUAACCACUAUAUGUAAACCUGCACUGUCAUUAAAGCAAAUGCGUCUUCCUCUCUUAUGUAGUGGCAACAGUAGCAGUAUGUUUUCAUUGAACCACUUUUAAACUGUAAUGUAGGACUGAUAAAACGAUAACUAUAUACAUCAGAAAAAUUUUCCCUUGAUAUUGAUAUGAAACAAAGUCAAUAUGCUUUUCGAUAGCCGGUAUUCUGCCAUGUUUUGGUAGACUAUAUGAAUAGCCAAUGAAAAGGGGAGUUGCUCCAGAUCGUGCUGCGCUGAACCUAUCAUGAGCUGAAUUAGAACCAAAUAGCAUAGUAGCUACACGCAACCAUAGCACUUUAACACGUGAAGCCGAUAGCGCUGCAGAUGAAGGCUCAACAGAUGACGACAUCAUGGACAACAAACACUGGCAAACAGUUUGCGCUUCAAAUGAUGUCAAGUACAUGUUAAAUUUCAUUUAAGAGUAACAGGAAACAUUUAAGAUUGUGAUUUUUUUUUAUAUUGUGAUACAUAUCGAUAUCGACUGAAAUGAAAAAAAAAAUUUUGUCAUAAACUUUUUCCCAUAUCGCCCAGCCCUUCUGUAAGGCAUCCAUCUCUUGUUUUUUUUUUGUUAAGUGAUGAGAAUUACACUAAAAUCCGGCAGCAGCACCAGCAGCAUGUCUCCUCUCUGUACAUCUCUUCAAACAACCAUCUCCAGUGUUCUUUUUUGUAUGUGUGCAUGCAAAUAAAUGUGUUUUAGAGCAAGUGUGUGUUGGGAUUUGCCAGUGUGUGGCAGCAGCAAAAGAGUAUGAAUGGGCAUGGAUAAGUGGUAACCCCUUCAUGUCUGCUUCAUUCAGAUCAGGCAGACCCUUCCAAUAAUUUUCCUCCACAGAGAGAAACUGCUGGAGCCAAUGGGAAGAGGGAGAGAAAGAGAGCAAGCGUGUGUGUGUGUUUUUGUGUGUGUGUGUGCUUGUGUGAGAGAACAGCCAGUUAUUUUGCAGCAGGGGCUUUAUUAAGGGGUUGUUUCUUGAAUGAGCCUGCUCUGCAGUGCAGAUCACUGGUGGUUUCAUGGCUGAAAUGGGAAAAAGAAGCAUCUGUUGAUAUUCACAUCCAGUUUUAAGUACCCUUGUAAAUAGAAGACAUCAAUUUACCCAUUUGCGAAUGCCGCAGUGAAACAAAUUCUUUAGAAUUGGAUGUACCUUAAUAUCCCAAGUAAAAUGGCCAUGUAUAAAAAUCCCUAAAAUACAGUACAAUGGACCACAAACUCUAACCUUGAGGGAAAUGGCAAUAAAAUCUCAGAUUUCUGAUAAAAAUACACCCUCACAUCACAGUUGUUCUGAAAUUAAUAGAAUACUCAGCAGUGAGAAGCAGAAGAAACUAGAAAUUUGUGUAUCACAAAAACUGAGAGUGCAUGAUUGUUUAUUUUAAUUCAUUUCCAGUCUCAAGAGGAAAUUACCUUUUGAAUCUUCAAAUCAUAGAAACACAGGACAUUGUUCAAAAGCUGUCUUUAUAAAAUGAGAGUAUUCGUACUCUUUCUCAUGUCUCCCUUCAUUUCUCUCUUUUCAGUCUGCCAGAGUAAAGACAUCCGGAACAAUGUGACGAAUCUCCAGUCGCUGGAGAAUUGCACCAUCAUCGAGGGCCACUUGAAGAUCCUGCUCAUGUUUAAGACCAAGACUGAUGACUUCCGAGGCCUUAGCUACCCUAAGCUCCGGGUAGUGACAGACUACGUGCUGCUUUUCAGGGUCUACGGCCUUGAGUCCCUCAGUGAUCUCUUCCCCAACCUGACAGUGAUCCGAGGAAACAACCUCUUCUUCAACUACGCUCUGGUGAUUUAUGAGAUGCUGCAGCUGAAGGAGGUGGGACUCCACAGUCUCAUGAACAUCACCCGGGGUUCCGUAAGGAUCGAAAAGAACCCAGAUCUUUGUUACCUGGCCACUUUGGACUGGUCUAAAAUCCUGGACUCGGUAGAGGACAACUUCAUUGUGGCCAAUAAGAAUGACCGUGAGUGUGGAGAUGUGUGUCCUGGCACAGCUCAGGGUCAGACUAUCUGCUCGCAGAACACCAUCAACGGACACUUCAGGGGACGAUGCUGGUCGCAGAACCACUGCCAGAGAAGUAAGUGUUAAUGUGUGUCUGUUUUUUAGGGAGAUAUUGGGGGUCAGACAUCUAAAAAUGUAACUCCUGGGGUUUUUUGUUUUUUAUUCCCACAUUGAGAAGAAUACUGAUUCAGAAAUAGUCACAAGACAGAGAUCAACUUUUGUUCCCUCAUCUUAUUUUCAUUAGCAGCGCUCGCUCUCUUUACUUCAUCUCUGUGUAAAUGACCUCAGCUGCUCUCUCUCUCUUUGGCUUGCAGCUUUGGGUUUGAAAUGUGACACGAGAUCUCUCAUUUUGGUCAUCUCUGACACCCCUUUAGUACUAUCUAUGUGAAAAAUAACACAUUUGAUCUUAUCAAGGCACAAGGUACAUUUUGGCAAACUUACCUUGGGUGAUAUUAAAACAACCCAGGGUUAAUUAUCUCCACAUUCAUGUGUCUGUUUUCAAAACUAACUGGUUAUAGCUGUUCCUGCCGACUUGUAAUGGUGCUAUUUGGUCAACACUAGUCAUAUCCCACAGUUUAUGCAUGACUCUACAGCAUCAUCAUCAUCAUCAUAUACAUGAGCCCAGAGUGUCAGACUUUACUUUAAAAGCAGGUUGAUCGCUCUCAGGUGUUUUUGAUUUUUAAACAUUUGUGUACAGAGCAUCGGACAGAUCUCCAUAUCGUCUGGCUAUUGUGUGCAAACAUGCUGAGUUAAGCGUCUUCCCUGACUCCAAAAUGAUCCUUCAAGACACAUUAUGAGAAUUUGCACCUCAGAUUUUUUUCCCCAUCCAGAAAUCAAUCGAGACAACAGAUGUUUUUCAUUCCAGAUGGUUUAUGUAAGGAUUUCUAUGGAGUGGAGGGCUGCUCCUAAUAUCAGCAGCUAGGGGUCGCGGACUGAUUAGCAUUCAUUUACGGAAGCAUUGUGAGCAAAUGAUAUGUAAUUAUGGACUCAGGAUCUGCUUGAUGUGUGAGAUGACCCUCCAUCGCUAACUCAAGGCUGGGCAUAAUAGGAAAUAAAUAGAUUAUGAACAGAAGUGAUGAUGGAAAAGUUUAAAAAGUGAAGUAAACUUUUCCUUGUAAAAGUUGCACAGAAUUCUCCUGUUCUGGUCAAAAAGAGAUUUAUGUUUACUUGUUGCAGGCAGCCAGAGUAUCGGCCAGUCAGCCAGUCAGUCAGUCUUUUCUCUCCUACCAUAAACACACAGAAUGGCUUCUAUUGUAAGACACACGGAGAGAAUGCUUAUUAUUUUUUCAAGGCGAUUAUAGCUUAUGUUGUUUUUUUCCCUCCGUCCCUGUGUCUGACAUAAAGGCCAACGUUCAAAGCAGAACGACCUCGGCCAUGUUUAUACUUUGACAUCCACUGUUGCAGCCCGCAUAUAAUGUUGGCUCCUCGAUUCUCUGCCAGGUCUCAGUCACUGACGGGAAAGUAAUACAGGAAAUAGUUCCCUGUGUGUCUCUGUUUCUGCACACAAAACACUUGCACACACACUUACAGACGCACAGACAAAUAGAGUUAGGGUUUUGACUGAGGGAUGCAGUUUGUUUUAAUGGUUGGACUAAAACAAGUGUAGCGUCAUCGAGAGGAAUUCAAAGUUUCCAGUGACACAAUAAUGGGGUUAAAAUGGAACAAUAACACACAUUUAAAGGCUCAUGUGAUACAAAAAAUUUGCUGUUUUUGAGAGCACCAGGAAGUGUUAUGAAUAAAAUCAAACACUGGAAGCAACAUUGACUUGUAGUUCUAACUGCUGUCCAGAUUUUUGCGCAAUUCACGACAUUUGUUCGAAUUUCAUUAUUCUCCCUCUAAAUUGGCACAUAUCAACAUGAGGGUAGCUGAGCGCUUGCUUAAGCCUCACUUAUUUGCAUUAAAAUGCUGUUAGCAUGAAAAUUUGUCCUGAGCCUCAUCCAGUUGGCACAGUGUAGCCAAGUUAAAGGGAUAUUCCGGCGUAAAAUCAAUUUAGGGUCAAACACACCGUAACACUGAGUUUGAAACCUCGUUGAAAGAUGAAUGUUGCCGACCGCUUGCUCCUCUAGUUGGACCACCUUUUGUAAUGACCGCAUGAUAGCAAUACACAGCGGUCCCAGGAGCCACGGGCUCAACCAAAAUGCCACUCUACAGCCACGAAUAAUGCUCAGAACAGCACCUAACUUCAUCAACAGUACAUAUAGGGUCCCAGCCACAGUACUAGCCACCAAACAUCUUUUUAACUUUGCCUAAUUUCUUUAGCAAAGAGACUAAACACAACUCACCCACUCUCUUCCAGCAGCCGCUUGUUUGUAUGGAGACCUCAGGUGAGUCUGCAUUACCGCUAUGGGGUGACGCAGCUCAAGGAAGAACAUUUAUGAUCAUUACUUUAUCAUUUCCUUGAAGUAAUAAUCACCAUAAUACUCAUUUUGCACUGCAGACAUGGUAGUUCUCAAGUCUGAUUCCAUUUCCAUGAAGAAAUGAUCAUAACUUGGUGUUAUGGUUUGAUUGACCCUAGCUUAAUUUUACGCCGGAAUAUCCCUUUAAUGAGUAAUGGAUUUUUCAUAUUCGUUGUGAUAAAUUCAGAUUUUAAAUGGAGGUGUGUUGAAGAUCUUUUUUACUCCUCCAUUAAAGGAGUUUUCAUGAAAACAGGCCCUGGACUUCAGUUAAGCGUUGAACACCCGCACUCCUGAGAAGAAAAACAAAUCAACUGUUGAACAAAAGUGUGUGUACAGUACGUCAAACAGCCAGUGUGUGUACAUGUGCCUUCAUGUCUCCUCUGCUGCCGAUAGGCCAGGACAGCAGGUAUGAUGCUGUGCUCUGUGUCAUGUGACCAGCUCCAGUUUAGUCAAGAGCGGUGUGUCAAAGUAGGAGCCAUUUCUAGAACAUGAUGCAAUCCCUGUCUGCCCCUUUGGUAAGGGAGGGGGGGUGAGAGGGUGUGUGAGCGUGGGUUGGCUACACAUAGAGAUGAUAUGAGCACACAUAAAGUAAAUGUUUGCUGCUUAUUACCUCAGCAGAGGUGAAAGCUCGAGCUAGAGAUGUGUUUUUAGCCCCCGGCGACCAAACCCUCUUAGAUUUCAACCUGAAAUCCGUGCAGCUCAACAUGUGAAGUUGAUGUAAGAGUUCCAUGAAUAGUAAAUGUAGCUUAGCAGCAUUUUUAUAUAUAAGUAAUGUAUAAAAGUUAAUGUAUAAAAGUUACAUAAGAAGUCAGUCAUGUGACUACUCGGAUUUAGCUCUUUAUUACACUGGUGUUUUAGCCCUACAGGUCGACACAAAGAGGAUAAAAAGUCCUGAGAUGUGAAACUAGAGUAAGGGAAAUGUGUCGAUGUACAGUGCAACAUGUGCUGGGUAGUGGUGGUGGUGGUGUCAUGAUGCAGCUGUAGGAUCUUUAAUUAGGGCUUCUGUGAAUGAAAACUCACAGUUUACAAAAUUAGACGCACACUUACAUACACAUGUGUGCGUGUGUGCACGGGAGACCUGGGUGCAGGGUGGAGGAACAUUAGAUGGGGCAUUAAAGUUUAUGUGUGAGUGGAAACUGUGGGGUUGUUUUUGUUGUGCUUUUACAGGGUUCCAGUUGCCUUAGGUAAGAGCCAAGGGAGAGCCUGCAUUCCUCUGAUCUUACACAUGCUCCUUACAAGCUGGAAAACCACUGUGUGUGUGCGUGCGUGCGUGCGUGCGUGCGUGCGUGUGUGUGUGUGUGUGAGAGAGAGAGAGAGAGAGAGUAUGUGUGUGGGAGAGAGUACAUUUAUGUGUGUGUGAACCAAGACAUGUCAUGUUUUACAGUGCAAGGCCCUUAAUAGUAACUUGUAAGUAAGUUGGCAAUCCAAACAAACUGGAGAGUAUAUGAGACCUGACGUUUACUGACUGCUGCUCUUUUCUCCUUUUCUCUAUGUGUGUGUGUGUGUGUGUGUGUGUGUGUGUGUGUGUGUGUGUGUGUGUGUGUGUGUAUGUAUCUGUCGCACAUAUGUAUUUUGUGUGUUUUUGUGCAGGUAGCAGGGGUCAGUCUGGUUGUAGAUUUUCUCAAGUGCACUCAGGCUGCAAUUUUCUCAGCUUUUACAGGCUGUCACCAGUCGCUGUGGCUUUGUUGCCUGAUUGACUGUUGGUGGUUGCCCUCUUUUUUUUUUUUUUUCACAACAACAGACUUCAAAGGUGGAAGUGCUGCGAGCAGAAACUCACAGUUUAAGACACAACUGAUGCAAUUUUCCACGUGACAAAUUUCUGAGAACACAAACAAUUCAUCCGUCAUAAGAUGACCGUGUGUUUCUUAAGUAAGUGAAAAUGCAUUAAAAGCACAGAGGGGAGUUUUCAUGUUGUGUACAUUGAGGGUGAAUUGGUUUAAGACUAAAUUUCCCAUGAUCACCAUCGCCUAUAGUUGAGGGUGAGAUGCAGUUCUCGCUGAAGCUGCUUUAGCUUGUAAGGUCCUAGUCCACUGGUCGACUUAUUGGUUGAUAUGUGCUGAGUCGACCAAAAUUUUGAUUGGUAGACUUGAUAUUUUUCCAUGUCAAUUUACUGUCUAUGGUUAAUUUCAUCAGGAGGAACGCACCAAGUGCUAAUGGGGGUGUUUUCAGAGCACCUCCGUUUCACUGGUUACAGCCUGUCUCAGAACACCCCCCUUGUUUUCACCAUUUUUGGAUUUGCCCAACCCACUGGAGGCCGGCUGGGGAAAGGAAGAUUGAAGAAUGUCCACGUUAAUCAACCUCCGGUGGGCAAUAUCUGUUUUUGUAGGAUGGUAGGGGAAAGUCCCGCCUCCUUCGCCUCUGGUUGGCUGGAAAAGCUGGAAACGCCAUCACACGUUCAAGCUAAACGCGGGCUGUCGGUUCUGUACAUCGAACAGAACAUUAUCACACUUCUGUACUCCUAACCCUAACCCCAAUUCUUAUCCUAACCCUAACCCUUACCCUAACUGGACAGAUGAUGAUGUUUCACAGCCAUAAGGAAUAACCAAUUGGAGCGCAUCACUUCUAGCCAAUCUGAGGCGAAGGAUGGCGGGACCUUCCCCUACCAUCCUACAAAAAAAAUUCGUGUCCGGUGGUUUGCUGAAUAUAAAUUUUUAUUUUGAGCGUUUCAACUUGCCUUUUGCGUUAAAUUGACUUCACCCCAACCCACCACGCCCUGCCAAUCCGCAUUGUCCCCCGCCACAGAACGGUUUGCCCACCCAGUCGAUUUUUGCUCAAAAAUUUCAGGGAAUUUCUUAAGUUAUUACAGCCCUUCUGUUAAGUAGCUUACCAAAGGUGACCAACAUGCAGGUCUACGGAUGCUUGGGACAUUCCUGAUGUACUGUACUCAGGUCUCCCAACUUACCCAAAAUAACAUAAAUAUGCACACAGUUAAACUCUAAGUUAAGAAAGUUUGUAAAAACAGAGGCAAUAUAUCAGAGGCUAGUGAGAGAAGAAGUACAGAUAGACUGGGAGUAAGGGGAAUAUUCAGAGAUGAUGAGAGACAGUGGGAAAAGGGCGCAGAAGGGGGAUCUCUUGUUUAGAUAAGGCUCUGUCUGUUGCUGAGGCCUGGCACACUGUGUACAGCCCCACAGACACCAGCCUGCUCUUUGCUUGCACAACUCAUAGACACAAAAACACACACAAGCAAAGAGGAGAAAAAGCUUUUUGGGUCAAAGUUCAUUUUGCCUGCGCCUACAUGCUUUGUUGUUUGCUGUAUUUGUUUUCAGACAAACACACACGCUGGAGUCACAGCCUGAGCUCCACUGUGACAAAAGCCACCGAAGAGAAAGUGCCCCCUCACUAUUGAACGCACAGCUUUCAGCCUGACACAGUCACACAGGUUAAACCUGUACUAGUGGUCGAUCUAAGUGGGCCAACUGCCCAGCGCCAGGCUUUGAAAACAGGCCUGUCUGGGAUAGAUGGGAAUAUCGUGUUAGCUGUUAAGAGUCGUUUUGCUCAUUCACAAAUUUUAAAAAACCAAGGAAGAGAGAAGGAUUAGUAUUACUGUAGAGGUUUAGCAAGAGAGGGAGUAGGUGGGAAAAUAAAAAAAAUAAGACAGCUCUUCUCUAAGUGAUGCUUGUAGCAUUUUCAGUACUAACAGGAACUUUAUUGUGAAGAAAAAACAGCUGUUGAGGUGAUCUUCUGAGCUUCAUGUUAUAGCUUUGAGAGAAUCAAUGAAGGAAAGCAAAUUCAGAAAAAAGGUGAGUUUAAUUUUGAAUACAAAGUAUAUGAAUACAAAAUAUUAACAAUUAAUCGUGUGUCCUAAUACUUAACCUUUUCAAAAAGACUGAUUUUAAUGUUCCAUUUUUCUGUCAUCACUGGCAUUUAUGACUUUUCCAUUAGUGUUUGGUUCCUCAUUCUUUCAAAUGAAAGUCGACAUCGGGGAUAAGACAAGGGCCAGAUGAGGAGGCCAAGAGGGGAAGAGAAGGGGUUGGGCAAAGCAAAAUAAACAGAGCAAAACAAACAUGGCGGGGUGUUUCAAGUGUGGCUCCCAGGUACACCCACAGACGCACACUAAAAACACACACACACAAACACACUUACAGAAAAGAAAGCACACACUUUUGGCCAGCCCAGCUAGUGGAAGCUAAAGAGAGAAAGAAAACGACAGUAUUAAGGAUUGUGGAGCUCGAUGGAGCAUGCUGUUGGCGUGCACCAACCACAACCAAACAAAAACACUUAACCGGCCCGUCCACUUAAUUGGAGUGUAAAAGAGUUUCUGCGCAGGCUGCUUAGACUCACCUCUUUCUACCAUUCUUCUGCCCUCUCUAUCUUUACUUCAUUCUAUGCUGUUGCUUCAAAUAAAACAUAAAUGAAAGCAGUUACCUUGAGCUGCCGAAUAGCCAUUGUUCAGUGACAGAGAGAGAACGAGGAUUUGAUACAAAAGGGACGGAUGGAUUGUUUGCAGAAGUUUGUAGUUAAUUUGGAGGAUCGCCUCUGUCCUCCAACUUACUUUCCAAAAAAUGUAAGAUACUCUCUUUACUUGUGAAAAGCAGCCCAACCUUACAACACAAUUACCAGAGUUAUCGAGCACUUCUGCAUGAAAGGAGUGACAGAUAAUAUAAAAUCAGCCUUUUAUCUCCAAAGUGCUUAUUUGUUGCAGCAGGACAAGAAAGACAAAAGCACAAGGUCAGAGUAGAUAAAGUGCAGGUCUUCAGAAAGUGAUAUUUCGAUUCUAAGGUAGUGCAAAUAAAUGUCACAUGUGCGUGUUUACAUGUGCGUGUUACUGUGAGUGUGCACACGGAAAUACUUCAUUAAGUUUGAUGUGUACACGAAAACACUCCCACUCACAGCUCAUGAACCUCCAUCUGCAGGAGAGCGCUUGUUGUUUUUCCCUUAUGCCAAUCACCUGUAGGCACAACAUACACACACACACUUACACACACACACACACACACACACACACAUACACAGGUUCUGUUUCUCUCAAGUGAGCAGCAGUUGCAGAGGGCAUACCCUGAAGAUAAGUUAAGAAUACACUCAGUAAAUACCUAAAGGGCAUAUAUGCAACGCUUGUCUAAAACAGUCUAAAUAUGAAGCUGAAUAAUUGCGUUCAGGGAUGCUUGAACUUUUACUUCCCAGCUUAUUCAGUUAGAAGAGAAAAAAGUCAGAAACACAACCAAUUUGCUCUCUUCUCCCUUUGCGGUUGGCUGCGUGGAAGCUUGUCUUACAGUUAAAUAAAUAACUGGCCAACACUGAGAGGAAUACAAAUAGGGGGUGUACUGUUCAUAUUGGAUGAUAUAGUCGGGUCACUUUAGGUGAGUUAUCCAACUUUACAUUCUGGUUUUAUGUAACCAAAAUGACCAUUGCUCUAUGUAUGUAGGGCAUGUUAUAUGUUACAUGUUAUAACGGCAUCUCUACAUUGAGGUUUUUUGAUGACAAGCAUUUGAAUAAUAUCAGAAACAGGACAUGCGAUUAACAACACUUCCUUAGAAAUCAAUUUUGAAGUUUGAGGAGAGAGGAUUUCGUCUUCCCUCUGUUCUCACUAAGAGGGAAAAAAAACAGAAAGCAAACACUCGAGUGAUCUUUACCGAAUUGUUUCCUGCUUCCUUCUCAGGUCCAGUUUCUGAUUAAAGCAAUAAGAUCCUGAUGGUGAUGCACUCAGAUGGAAGAGAAAGCUGCAAAUAGUUGUACUUAACUCCGUAAAAGGUUAACACUAAAAACCAUAAAUAAAUCCAAAUUAACUUUGAUAAGCUGGCAUUCUUUGUAAGUGUGUUUGUGUGUGUGUACAACCCCCCCCCCCCCCCCCCCCCACACACACACACACACACACACACACACACACACACACACACACACACACACUGUUCAUGCACAGAGCGGACAGGCAGUGCUAGCCCUGGGGGAUCUGGAAAACUCUCUCUCUCUCUCUCUCUCUCUCUCUCUCUCUCUCUCUCCUUCUCUCUCCUCUCUCUCCUCCAGCUCAUCAAUGAGCGGGCACUCCCACAUCCUGCUUUACACACACACACACACACACACACACACUCAAAGUGCACAUGCGUAUAUGGUCCACAUUCAGAUACACAAACACACAACAAAUACACACUUGUGCAGAGAGCCAAGUGGAGCACAAGCGUUCACACAAGGCUAAGUAGAGCACGCUGACACUGCUGCUCACUCUUCUAGCAGGCGAUUGGCUGUUGGUGGAGAUGCGAGUAGCCUUUCUUGUGGAGAGGAUGGGGGCUUCUGAGGAUACCAACAUGCUGGAACAAGAUAUAUGACUGCUGCUCCUGUGCUGUGUUAGUGUUUUUAGAAUUGUGAGGAAGGAGAGGGUUACUCCCAAACAAUGUCUACAUUCCUCUCUUGUAUUUUUUAAGAACAGUUGAUUUUCUUGGGUCAGCCUGGGACAGACGGAUGACAUGAAAGAGACUCAUAUACCGUCUUGAUUGAGGUAACAGCUUGAUCCCUUCAUGUGUGCGCUGUGGAGGAAAGCAUGUUGGCAGGCAAGUGGUUGUUUAAGCCUGAGCUGUCUGAAUGGACUUCCUCAUUACUUCCUGUCUUUGUGCAAAGCACUUCCUAUCGCUGAGCUCUAGAACCUGGCCCUGGGGAAGGCUGGCAGCAAGUGAGGAGCAUGGAGCGUCGAAGGAUAUUAUUUACACGAGAUAGGAAAGAAAGGAAAGGCGCUGUCGAUUUAUAACCCUCCUGACACCAAAUGCCAAGAUAUGACUGGGUGGUAAACGUUUAUUUCCUGAACUGAUUGGCAAGCCUCCAUUGUUAGAAAUUAGCAAUCACUCAGACAGGCACUGAGGUAGCAACGAGGAUUUCACAAAGUGUUUGAAAGGAAAGAAAUCCAAACAACUCUCCCACUGGUUGAUGUAAGGGGUUUGCUUUCAGGUUUCAUUAGACCAGAUGAUCCGCUAUCAGUUCCGACAUGCACCCUACACACAUAUAACCCACUGCCUGAUAAGUAGAAGCCUUAUAUUCUAGUAGGAGUGUCCCGAUACAAUAUUGAUAUUGGAUAUUGAUCUGAUAUCAGCAAAAAAAAAACAAAAAACAAAAAAAACAAGUAUCUAGCAGAUCCUUAAUCCAGCAAGCUGAGCCCACAAAAUCACAACAACAGUGUGCACUAAGGUACUAACAAAAUAGCAAAGAGUAAGAGUGAUGUCGGCCUUUGGGCAGUACUUUUUGUUUAAGUCCGAAAAAAACAUUGCAGCUGAGUGAAAAACUUGUCAUGCACAAUUUUGUGCCAAUAUCGAAUCAAUAUCGGUAUCGGUCAAUAUCGAAGGCUACAAUAUCGGUAUCGUAUCAGAAGUCAAAAAAUUGUAUCGGGACACCCCUAUAUCCUAGUAUAAUGAAACGUGGUCCAAUUUUGACCUGUCAGCCAAUCUAUAAAGGUGCAUUUCAACAAAUUAGAAUAUCAUGUCAAUAAUAUAGACAAGCAAAUACAGACCAAGUUCAGAGAGACUCAGCAUCUCCCUGCCAUGCCACAAUGAUGCAUAAAUGCAUGGUAAUAGAGCCUCAACUAAGUACAGAGUGUCUCAGUGAAUAUACUUGUAUUCUGAAAUAGAUAAGGACUUUCCACGAUACUCUAAUUUGCUGUGGUACACCAGGACAGUCAGCCCUUACAUGUAAACAGAUCCACAGUACUGACACUAUUCUAGUACACCUGAAAAAAAAGGACAAAAGAUGAUGCAAAACACUCACAGUCUUGCACAACACAAUAGACGUGCACAAUUUAAUAAACAGAACACAUUUACUGGAGUGUCUAAGUGAUAACUGUGACUCUUAAAGCCAACCCUGGUGUUGUUACACAUAGUAUUCUUAUUUUUCAGUCUUGCAAAACAUGUUUUUGACUACUUCUCCUCAAAUAACCCUUCACAGUUUUUUAUAAAAUGGGAAAUAUCAACUGAUCCAUAUCUACAGGUCCUUAAGUCUGCAACUAUUUCGUAAAUUGUUGCCUUUUUUCAUGCAGUUACUUUUUAUCUUAGUGGAUAUUACCAACAUAAGAAGGUUUUUGUGAUUGUUUUUCUUCAGAAACUCAAACAGAUCAUAGUUCGCUGUUUCAUCUUCAGUACGGUAUGUUGUCAAACUGUUCACAGAUGAUGUUUGAAACUUAAAGUCAAAGUUCAAAGAUUUUCAGACUCUCAGUAGAGAAAAUCGUCAAACUAGAAGAAUUUGUCUUCACACUCCCCAUGCAAAAGCACUUCAGACCUCUGAAUCAAAGCAGGUACAGCCUCUACCUGCACAUCAUUUGCUGAAGAAAACACUCCUGCUCCAUCAAAGGUACACGAUCUCAGAACCACGUGUUAGAGGCUUAACUUAGUCUGUCACCAGUGCUACUAGUAUGUACUCUAUUUGGAAUAUGUGAUGCUUAUGCUCCAUCAAAUACUUGGAAUUUCAUGGGUGGCUUUGAGGUGGCUCGUCUGAAGGGGUUGGGUUGGGGAUGUUUGGAUAUUUGAAAUUUGCAAGAAUUUUGUCGUUACAUCACCAUCUUGGGAAAGCAGUGUUUCCCACAGGUUGAGAGUGUGUACGUGUUGGUUUGUGGGUUGUUGAGUUCAUUUUCAUCUGAAAUCGGACACUCCAUAAAUAAUUAUUCCGCUUAUCUGUUGUUUGCUGCUGUUUUGACCACAUGUACGCUCCGUUUUGGGUGAGAAAGAACAGUUUAUUGAAACAUGUGCUCCUAAAGAAGCCUUCGAUACAAAUCAUCUUUGUUUUUCUAAAGUUACGCCUGUCCUCAAAUGACCUCCCAAGCCUUGAAUUUGGUUCCAAACCCGACUUUUUCCAUGUAGCUCUGUCCAGACCGAACUCACUUCACUGAAUGUCAUGUUCUUGACUUUCAGGAAUUAGACCUCUUCCCUGAACCAUCCAUUGUGAUUCUCCUCGUGCUAAAAACACAGAACCCUUCAGGGAGUGUAGCCCUACCCCGAGUGUGUUAAGUGCCUGGGAAAGGAGCAUAAUUCUCAGUAAACAGGAGCUUUGAUGGUGACCAGUUCUCCUGUGUGGGCUGAAAUGGUGCAGUCAAGAGAACCUCUGUCUAUUUAAGGCCAUUUCAGCGACACCAAGCUCAGGGCUGGGGGUUUGGCAUGGAGGGGGGUGGGUGGGGGGGACAGAUGCAGGGGCAGAUUAUUGGGAGAAUGUGACCCCAGGCUGACCCACCCAGGUCAGAGGUGGGCAAGAAGGGGGUGGGGGUCAGACACCAGUGGGCCAUUUGCUGGACAUAACUACAGGCUGGGACAUGGGCAUGGACACACACACAGACGCACACACUCACACACACACACAUGCAUUCCAGAAGGGUUACAAAGACAGGAAGUGCCUAUGUGAAACAUAGACAGGUGUGUGUUCAGUGUUUGUGCCAGGUCGCAGGACCACACACGCGAAGAAAUGAUGUUUCUUCUUCCUUCUUAACAUUACUCUACUCUUCUUCAGGUCCCUUUUAAACACGCACAAAACUCCCAUGUCUGUAAUCACGAGCAUUUUAAGAAUCCUCCUUGAGAGCUCCUAACUUAUCUUUAACAUUUAUGGUUAAGUAGUCCUGGCCGAGGAAUGAUUUAAAGAAUCAAUCUCAGAGCAACUGAACAAGGAAGGGGCAGAAAUGUACAUCUUGUUUUGACAGUUUUGAUUAGUCAGUCUACAAAAAGACAAAGUCGAAAAGAGUCAGUCAAUAACUGAUUUAGAAGAUUGGCAAAAUCCCUUAGCCUGGUUGUGCUGUAGUCAAGUCGUCUUUUCCUCACAUAUAUGGGCAUGCAGAUGGUUUUGUCGGCGUAUGUUCGGAAUCUAAUUGAGAGUCAGAGAUGUCAGUCAGUACGUUAACAUGACACUCGAGAAAACCGAAUUAUUGCCUUACCCCGAUGAAGACCGGACAACUGAAGUGCAUGUAAACAGCUUAGUCCAACUAUAAUCUGAGUCUCCGAUUGGAGUCGGAGAACUCCGAUUAAGACACCCAGAUAAUGUGAUUAGAAUUCGAUGUUCUCUACCAUGUUACUAGCAUUGUCUGAGUAUGAUCGGACAAUGCAUGUGCGCCAUGCCCCUGUAACCCCGGAACAAAAACAACAGAAGAGGAGUCGUGUGCUUCUCAUCCGCAGAAAAAGUAGCGUGUACAUCAUGUACAACAAAAACAAAACUGUACGAUGCUCCAUCUUCUUGAUAAGAAAUGCCCAGCAGCAGUUGUAGCCACUUCUGAUGUCUGGCACGGACCUGUUGUUGUCGUCGACAGUUGUAUGGGGUCAACCGGAAACAGUGUUGCUGAAAAGACCCAUAUCGCCCCCUAGUUUUGGGGAGGAGGACACGUUCACGUCAAUAAUUCGAUUUUCUCAGCUGCAUGUGUACGCGGACAAGAAGAGAGGUCCGAUUCGGUGAAAAAAAAGAUUUAUGAGCUUAGUCUGAGUUAACACUGAGUGUUUCUGUCUCUUCUAAAAUGCAUUUACUGCACUGUGACAUCUCCUGGUAUAAUGAACCUUUUCUUGAUGCUGUUUUAAUCUUUUCGCACAGUGUAUCGCUACAGAAGUUACUCUGUGUGCUGUUACUUCUGUUUACAUCUUUAAUUAGAGGCUUUCCUUAUGCUCUUCUUUGAAAUAAGAUCACGAGUGAAGCUGCUGCAUUUCCCUCUCACUCCUCCUAACAGUUUUUCACCUUAAGAGCUCCCUUGAGGGGUAAAAAGCUUUGUGAAUAACUCUUACUGUUAUGCAGAUCUAGUCUUAACCUUUUGGAGAAAAUUUCCAGAAAACGUCGAGACUCUCUGAAUUUUUUUCUCAGGCUUUCGGCCACUCUGCCCCGCCUCCUGUCGUCUUCGAUCUCACACAGAAAUCUUUUAUCUCGCACAAUAAAGAGAGCAUAUCAUUGAGGACUCUGUUAUCACAGAAUUCGUUUUCUCUUUCUUCGGCUGAAUGGCUCAACAUUUGUGUCACCCUUGCUCUGCUGACAUUGAUACAAAGCUCUGAUAUGCACAACUGGACCUCUCCUCCGACUUAAACCUUAUUCUGCUUGUUGUUUGCACAUGUUUUGAGACUCAGACUGCAUGUGUAGAUAUCAGUGGAAUCUAUAGUGAAACCAAUGUGAUGAUAAGCGCUAACAGUGAAGCGUAAAAAAUGGGUGACAAGGGUAACAUUUGCGUAUGACUGAGCCUAACUUGUUGUAUAGAUCACAAGAUAAGCCUGGAUGCCAACAGAGGAUGUGUGUAAGUGUCAUGCGCUGAGGAUGUGAAGAUAUGGACUCUAGUUUAGACAACAGACAUGAACAGACUGAAAGUUUAAGAUCACUUGAGGAGUAUCUGUUAUUGCUCCUAUUUGAUAUACCUGAAAAAAAAACUCACUUCUUUCCAGCUGCUUUAUACUUUUUGACCUUACCAGAGAGAUGUUUUAGUCUGCUUUUCCUGCUGUCUGUCUUGAUGACACCGGAGCAGUCCCGUCAUAUAAAAGCUCUGUUGUAAAACUGUUAAAACCUCUGGCUGCCUGUGCCAUCCUCAAUUCUCCUCCUGACAGCCUGAGUGGUCAUAUUUGCAAGACUGGUAUAAUAAUGCAGCGAUAAUCUUUCUCUCUUUGCCUAAACGCAUCCUGCGAUGAUAUGAGAGUGGUGACAGUUACAAGGCUGCAAUAAAAAUGGCUGCUGCUGCUGCUGCUGCUGCUCCACUGUCCUCUCUGUCUCUUGCUGUUAAGACUUGGUUGAAGUGUAGAUAAGAUUUGUAGUAGGAGAUAAUUCUUCAGCUCUACUCAGUACACUUCAAUGGCCUGUUGAUCAUUUUACCAACAUGCUUUGGGAUAUUUAGUCUUAUUGUGUUAAAAAAAAAGCUUUGAAAAAUUCUGGUUAGAGUUAAAAAAUGGUGAAAACAGAUAAGACGUGGUCUAUUUUUGACUCUUUUUUUCUCUCCGUUUCUCUUCCUAGCUUCUUCUUUCACUCCACCUUAUGUGAAAGAUCCUCCAUCUGCACUCCCUCCCUUCUCCUUUUUUCCCCUUUCUGUCCCUCUGUUCCUUUGCUUUGUGCUCUCUCUCUCUCUCUCUCUCUCUCUCUCUCUCUCUCUCUCUCUCUCUCUCUCUCUCUCUCUCUCUCUCUCUCUCACUCUCUCUCUCGCUCUCUCCCUUCCCCUCACACACUGUGGUAUGCAGACAUGCAGGAAUUUCUGGGCCUCAAAAUGAUAGACCAAACUUGUCAGUCCUGGCUCCUGUUACUAAAGAUGGCUGCCCUGGCAGUGUGUGAGCCUGUGAUUGGUGCACGUUUGAGUUACUCACCAUAUGAUUGGUCACACCGUGUUUGUCCACAGCUCCUGUGUUUCUGGCAGUGGUGUGAAUUCCUGUUUUUGUUUAUAUCAGAUACAGUUUCGUAUGUUAUUCCUGACUUCUUAGUGACUGUAAGCCCUGUGUGGGUUUGGCUUCAGAGACACAUGUGUUACUGCAUGCUGCUGUGUUAGUGUUCUUAUGUGUGUGAAUGAGGGGCCCAACUUAACAAAAGUUUAAAUAAGAGAACAAACUGCAACUUGAGAUCGAAGUUGUCAACUAAAGUCGGUCUGCAGUUAAAAGAAAUCUUUUUUCAAUCAAUUUCCAGAUUAAUCAGGUCUAUCUGAGCACCCUAUGAGGCUACGGUCCUCGAAGCAGGUGGCCUGGGUUCAAGUCUGAAUGGUGACCCCUGGUCCCAUGUAAUGUCUCUUUUAGCCCUCCCAGCUUCUUGCUCAAUCCACCAUCCCGUCUUCUUAAUAAAUGUGUGAAAACAGACCCAGAAAUAUUCGCCUUUCUGUUGAAAAAACAAAACAAUACAAAACAAAAAAAGGUACAAAAGUUCCGUAAAGGUGCACCGAGUGGAAAUGGGAAACCUAGUGAUAUCUUGCAGAAACAUAAAUGAGAAAUCAAUAAUUUUCUGCUCAAAGGCCUCUCUCUGUUCUUUCAGCAGAUUCACUCACUAAAUACAAGAAUAUACGAAAUACAAAAACAUACAUGUAGCUUGUUGUCUGUUCUUUGUUCAGGUAGCAGUAUUGCAGCCUUCAUGGAGGGAGACCUGCCUCUCAACACAGAUACAAAUCAGGUUUAUAUUUAGGUAAUCAUUCACUAAAUUAUGCAAAAUAAGAAGUAUUAUAUUCAGUUUCGAAAUACUACACACUGUACCUUUACACUCAAAGUGUGAUCUGCAAUUUUUUUUCUUAUUUUCCAAAUCACUUAACUCACAUCGGACCCGACUGCUGAGCUCAACUCCCAGCCUCACGUCUCAUGAGCGCACCUCCUUACAUAUAUUGAGGAUGACACUGAGUAGCACCCAUAGCUUGUCCUUAAUUUAGACUAUGAGCUAGUCUCUUACAACGCAUGUGUUUGUAUCACCGGGCAGAAUGACGUCCAGCCCAGCUAAUAUUUAGCAUGCCUUGGCUGCUGCCUCCUCUCUCCAGUGUCUCCUGCUCUGGGCCUUGUGAUGGCAUUGUUGCAGCUAAAUAAGGUUCUGCUGUGGCGCUCUGCUCGCGGCCUGUCAGCCACACACACUGCACUCUAAUGUCUGCUCCACACGCUCUCUCUCUCACUCACACACACACACACACACACACACCACAUGGAUGAGUCUCUCUGCAAUGUUUUUGGUGUUUUGCAUCGACUGUGGUGCACCUGUGUGAGUGAGUGUUUGCGUGUAAAUGUGUGUGUACACACCUUAUAUAUCAUCAGACUGCUCUGUGUGCGAUCACAUCUCCAAUGAGGAAGAUUUGAAUGUUUUUUUUUUCUUCCCCCCCUGAGGAAUGUAGCCGUCAUGUGCUGUCAGUUUUCCUCUUUUAGUUCACCUCUAAGUGUGUACUGUAUCAACACUUGACCUGCACAAAGCAGAAUUUAGGUUAAUGAGAUCAACCGGACCCAAAGUAUUUCUGGUGCGUGGACAGUCAGCAUGUGACCCGGUGUAAUUUAUAUCAAUCAUGAAGGAGGAGCAGAGGAGGUCAGCAGACAGGUCAGCACUGCUAGUACAUCUGCAGACCAAACUUGCUUUUCUUCCCCAUUGCUUUGUAGAUACUAAAAAAAAAAAAACAGAGAAAAAAUUUGCCAAGACUUCAGUAAAUCAACAUAGCUUCAAAUAUUCAAAGUUACAGCCACAUUUUUGGGGGAAAUUAUAAUAGCAACCUUUUAUAAUGUACAGUUGUACCAAUAAAGAUUCCAAUGUUUGCUCUGGUAUUUGAUACAAUACAGAAUUUGGUCGUCAUUGUCCCCAACAAGGUCCAAAACUGAUCUAGUUUCCGGUAAAGUACAGGCUGACAAUAACAAAGAAAAAAAAAAACAUUAGCAUGUUUGUGAAGAUUAUUAUGACGGUGUAAACGGUCAGAUGUCAGUGAUUUUCCUCUUUUAUUCACUCUAGUUUUGGAAAGGUGUUGGAAAAAUCUCCAGUGUACACAUUUGAUUUAGUAUCAAGAAGAAGAAAAAGUUCGUCCUUAAUGUUGUUGUUGUUGUUGUUGUCUGUUAGAAAAAAAAAAUGAAUUUCUCAAAUUUGGACUAUUAUUUAUUCUGAAACACAAAAAAAUAAAAGCAAACAAAGAGGUCUUUAUUAGAUUAUGUCUUAAAAUUUUGAAGUAUGCCACAUUGCCAUACAAAUCUGUCUUCUGUAUCCAAAACCAAAUCUUCAUGAAGCUUAGAUGUUAAGUCAGUUGUCUUGUCAUUUUUAUAUUUACUCAACUGCGUGUAAAUCGUGUUUAUUUUUGUAAACAGAAGAGUCAGAAAUUGAGUGUGGGAGUUGAUGUUUAAACGAAAGCAUGAACCUCUGAACAACCCAGCUUGUCCUCAAUGCUUCUUUAAAUGCAGUUUGAAGUGAUCAUUUGGCUGCGUAUGUGUGUGUAUGCACGUAUUUGUGUGUCCAUGAUUGCCUUUGCAUGUACGACCCCUACGACGAUUGGAUAGCACUGCCGGAGAGAUGGAUGCAGGGAACAGCUUGGAUGACAAACUCAGCUCCCGGUUCAGUUUGACGGGACGUAUGUCUGUAGGAGGGACUGUCUGGCGCUCCAGAACGCCAUACUGCAGACAGUAUGUGCAUGUGUAGAUUGAGACAGAUGCUACUGACAGAGAUGAAUGUGCCAAUAGAGCUUGUCUGGACUGAGGAGAAAUAGCUGUGGUGGUGCAUGACAAUAUCAGCCCGUGCUGGCUGAUUGGAUGACCGUGUCAGUCUCCUAUUGGUCGAGUCUGUUGGAAUUUGUGCUGCGAUUGCAGGCAGUGGUCAUGUUAAUUAAUCAAAAAUGUCACACCGCAGAGAAGACUGAAUUUAUUUACACAUUUGAUCCACUAUUUUAUCUUUUUAUCUUACCAUUGGAGGCUAACUUUAUAAACAAGACUAAGUGUUGAAAGUAAAUUGUUUCUCAUUCUUGAGGUUGUAAAUUUCCUAAUGUCUCCUCCUCAUGCUCAUAUUUAAUUAUUACAUUAAUAAGUAUUUUUAUUCUGAGCAUAACAGAUUGUUAAAGUUAUUCCGUUUUGUGCUAUUAGCUCCCUUUAAAAAACAGUUUAAGACCAUAUUGAAGGGAAAUUUCUGAUCCAAUCUGCAAUGAAUCUUAUGAAGGCAUAGUUUAUAGGUGUGGGAGAAAAAAUCGAUUCACAUUAGUAUCGCGAUUUUUUGUUUUACAGUUUUUAAAUUGAUUCUUAUGUUAAAAAAAACAUUUUUUCUUUUCUUUUUAUUUCAAAUCUUAAUCAUAAAAACUGACAGACUUACAUGUGAUGUGUAUUUUGGGGGGAAAUAUGGUUCCUGGAGUAGUCAGUAGACAGUCAUAAUCAUUCAACUGUUUCACUUGUGUUAAAAAUGCUGACUAAAGAUCUAGAAAAUCAACAAUAUAGUGGAAUCGCAAUUUAAAUCGAAUCUGCAUUCAAAAAAUCGUAGAAGAGUCGAAUCAGGAGAAAAGCGUAUCGUCACAGCCCUAAUAGUUAAAUUUCACCUCUUCGUAAACAGGUGUAUUAUUUCUUUAUAUUUGCUCCACACACAAACCUCUGUCAACAGGUCCUCCAGUGAACACUUCCCCAUUCUAGUAGCCGGCUGUGGCUGCUGAUAGCAUCAAUCACCAGUACCUGUUUACUGUCUCCUGUUAACCGCUGUUCCCCUGACCGCCCAAACCCUCCUUUCUGCUCUGAUUUAAUUUAGUCCUCAUUCUACUUUUUAAAAUCGCAUUACAAAGGCGCACACGCAUGCACGCGGCCAUUCACCUCUGCCCGGCCAGUGUUCUGUGGCAGAAAAUCACAUCUGUUUCACAGCGGUGUUGUGGUGCUGAAGCAUGGAUCAUAUUUAGGAGCUGACCACAAAAACUUGGAUCUGCUGCUCAGGGAAAACUCAGUGAGCAGUUUCUUCUAGUCUUUGUGAUUUCAGUGAGUAAAAACAACGGAAGGAUUAACAUGUUUCGCCAAACAAACUUAAUUAGGUAUUUCUCCUUAUCUUCUGAAUAAACACAUGCUGGAUGUAUAGUAGCACACCUAUUAUAGCGUGGCUAAGCCAGCCUGUAAAUGCUACUGUUCCAGAAACGGAUCCCCACUCAUCACAUGUGGAUGUUUUUUUCCCUCCCUCACACAUUUUUUCUGAGAAUAACAGGCAUCCAGUAGCCAGCUAAGCUGCAGGCUGCAUCUUCUUUUCUGUGCUGCAUUCACUGCCUUUGCUUUAGAAAGCAUCUGCAGAUGAAAUUCCUGCCCUGUCUUUUAUUGUCUGCUAGAUGUGUGUAAAUCAGUUCUGGGCAGCUUUGUGUUGGGCUGCCCUGCAGUCAACAGAAUCAAUGUUUGUGAUGUUACAUACAUACAUACAUACCUUUAACAAAACCAGGUGAACACUUGUAUUUUGAAAUAUGUUUUUAAGAUGUUGCCCUUAUCGUGCACAGCAGUGUUUCCCCUACAUUCAGUUACGUGUGCAGCUACUGAAACAUGAUCAUUAAUGUCACUAAUGUGCCACUAAUGAUUUCUACUCACACUGUAUGAACACAACAACACACAACGUUAUUUUCAACUUGUUUUGAUUCACCAACAAGCGCAUCAAAUCCUGUUGGACCCUCUUCCAUCAACAUGAAAAGGAACGUACAAGCUUAUACACGGUCUAUAUAACGAGUAGCAUUAAUAUCAAUGCGCCACUAACGAUCUCAACUCGCACUGUGUGAGUACAACACACGCUGUUAUUUUCAACUUGUUUUGAGUCACCAAUGAUCGCAACUGAAAUCCUGUCAGACCCUCUUCCAUUAAAGUGAAGAGUAACAUUCAAGCUUAUACACGGUCUAUAUAGCGAGUAGGGCGUGUAACGUAACAUAACGAAACGUGAAAGUAACAGCGUAGCUCCUUGUGCGGCAAGAGAGCGGGCACAGUGUUAAAGUUGGUGCGUUGGUUCAGAGUUCAUUUGGUUUCUAGAGCAGGUGGGUUCAACAGAAAUGAUUUUAGGAGUUCAGCAUCUCCUCUUGUUUUUCUGCAACUUUUUUCCAGUGAUCAAUUAGACGUGCUCAUCUUUGUGGAGGAAUCUUAUCCUACAGCUACAACAACAGUAAUAUUUGUCUUUAACAGAACUUAAAUAAGAGCUGACACCAAAGCCACCCUGCCCGUGAAUGAUGGACACAAGAAAUUAGAGUAUGACAGUCACAGUAAGAUGUAAUUAUUGUUGUUAUUAUUAUCAAUAUUCCUUUUUUUGAUCAGUCUAACAAAGUGAAACUUCCCAUGAGGCACAGGUAGCGUUGUCAGUUUCUUUGUUUACUGUGUUCUGGUGAAAAGCUCCUUCUCUCUUUGUGUGCCACCCACCCACUCACCCAGGCUCCCUCACUGCUGGAGGGGGCCUCUGUCGACAACACCUGCGCCCCCAAGGAUAAGCAGGGCCUCCUCAGUCCCCUGACGCCCCAUUUCCCCUCCAUUCUAAUGUAUGUGCCGCGCUCCUUAUUCUUUUGUCCUACACUGCUAUGUACAUGUAUUAUUUAUGUGCAUAUAUGCAAGCACACACAUACGGCCACAUGCUAAAAAAACAGGUACUCUUUUGUGGUCUGUCCUCUUUCUCUGGCAGUCACCCUGCUGUGUAAAUCCCUCAGCCGGGGGUUUGUUUUUCAGUCAGACCCAUAAAGAGGAGGCCGUGUGCCUGAGGGUGGCUGAGGACACAGCUUCGGUCUACUUUUGUGCCUCUGGGGUUCACAUUUUGACCAACUCGCAGCUGGGAUGGAGAUUUUUUAGAAUAAAUCCGUGCUUUAUGCACUGUGGUGCCCUCUGUCACUGGAGACAUAAACCUACUGCAGUGGUUUUACAUUUGUUUUUCAAUGUCCUAUUCAAACUUGGCAAAUCAGGAUAGGAAAUUUAACACCUAAGGGGCUUAAGUGAUAUGAAGUAGAGAGGGAAGAAACGUACAUUUGUAUUACAAUACCUACUCCCAAAUAUUGAGGCGUUAAUUCUAUAUUGAUUAAGAUGGUUUUGAUUCUGUUAUAUUGAGUUGCUCAGUGCUGAGAAGAGACGAAUAUCUUUAUCUUCUUCCAUAAUUCCCUCUAGUUGGUGUUCAACUCGAUGCAUUUCCAUCACUGCACUUUUAAAUUUUGCCACAUUUUCCAGUAAGCUUUCCUACCUUUUUUUUUUCGUUCUUCUGUGAAAUCCAAGAUACAAUCAAAUAAAAGGUUUUGCAUGAUUAGAGGCUCUUUUUUUCUGGUCUCCUCUGGGCCUUACAGGGAAAAUAGCAGCUCCUCCUUCUUACUCAUAGUCUCACACUUUGCAGCGUUGCAGACAGAAACAUCCAGCGAGAGGCAGAGAAGUGAGAAACGGAGGUUGGCGCUAAUGUUGAGAGAAACUGACUAAAAAACUGUCAUAAUCUCCUUCAGCAUGCAAAAUGACUUAAAUGCAGUCUUUUCUAUGAAUCUGGAUUAUUUCAGAUUUUCUUUGAGUUAAACUUGAGUUUAUUUUUUAGUACAGGUGAGGUGUCACAGAUUGAUUCGCUCAUGUGAUCCUCAGCUCACUGAUUGGAAAAUUAAUCCUGAGAAAGCCGGAGAAUGUUCGAAGAUGUUAAGAGAAGAUCGUGUUCCUUAUUCAAAACAGUUGUGCAUCUUCAGUACUUGUGAUGAUGUUUUAAACACACUUAAAGGAUAUCAUAUUUUUGGUCAAAUAAAAAUAAGACAAUUUGAACUCAACCUCUCUCCUCCUUGAAGUCCUUCGUAGGUAACCAAUGUGUCCAGUGUUUAAUCUUGUUUUUGAGGAGACGCCCCACGAAUUCCUGUUCCAGGAGAGAAAAACAAGCUUGGGGGAGGGGUGUUUGUCAAAGAAAGCUGAUCAGAGGGAGUGAGUGAGGGAUAGGAGGACAAGAACAGAGAGCUCUUUACUCUGGACAGUUGAAUACACGCUGUUCAGUUUCGGUAUUUUGCUAAUUGUUUCCCUUGUAUGGGUCAUGUGGCUGCACCCAUAAACUCCGUCUUUCUGCUCUUGCACAUCGACACUUUCCUCUGGCUCUCCCUUUCAGCACCUCCCAUCCCCCUUCUCCUCGGCCCCCUCCCUCCAUCCAUCCAUCCACUCACUCAACUUGUGCAUCUGUAUCGAUAGAUUGAGAUGUGCUCUGUUGUCACGUGCUGCAGCGACAGCCGCUUCCUGUCUUACUGUGGGCAUGUUUGUACACAGUAUAUGACCGGGGUGGUGGAAGCAUCUGUUCACAGCCUGUCCAGCUCCCUAAAGGUGCCGCCACAUGUGUCGUUUGUUUCUGGUCAUUUGCCAGAUUGCUGAUGUUGGCUGUGGCAUGAACAGUCCAAGAAUCCAUAUAUACCAUUGACCUCUUAAUGUACACACACACGGGGACAAACAUGCACAUAACCCCCUCAUGAUACUCUGCUUGGCAGUUAAUAGUGUGUGUUUAUGGCAAAUCUCUUUAGUCUGGCCGUUAUGAGAACUAAGAUUUUAAUUAGGGGAGGUUUUAGAGCGAUGCGCGCUGCAUCAGCAUUACAACGGGGACGUGUUGGAGGGUUGGACUGGCAGGCAGAUAGGAGGCCGUCAUCCUCACUGGCAGACGGAUCAAUCCUGUCAAAAAAGGAGUAGAGAGGGGACGGUGAUCUGUAUGAUUUGGACUCUUCUUUUGUCCCGUCCACGCCAGGUGAUGGUUUAGCUGUUUUGCAGGAUUUGUAGUCGAGUCUCUCUCCCUAUUCAGAUGCAAUUAAGGAAAUACGAUAUUAUUGAGCACUUUCAUUGAACCUUAUCUCACAGGUGACUAGAAUCUUUCUGUGGUUGAUGUAAGGCAUUAAGAAUGAUUGAUUCAACAUGUCAGCCCAUUUGGAAUGGGUUUUUAAUUGACCUGAAAUGGUUUUCACUUUGAAAGGUCUAUGGUGAAGGUAUGUCCCGUAUUUUUUUAACAAUACAGUUGAAGGCCUGUUCUCCUUCGAACCAGCAGAGCCCACUUUUGGAUCCAGGCAGAGCAAAGGUAAAAAGGAAAUGUGUUCAGAUAGAUGGAUGAACUACAAAGAAGACCAAACAGAAGCAAAGCGAGUGCCCAAUUUUCCCUCCAGAAAUUCCUUUGACCCAAUUGAGCCUGAAUCUGAGUUUACACUGUUUUGCUUAUGACUAACACUCUCCAUAAUCAGUCCCUGCACACUGGCUCGGGAGACCCCUGGCAGGUCUUCUCGCCUGUUUUUCUUGGCCGCUCGCUUCGCUGAUGGAAAGACGGCGUUCGGUGAGGUCAAAGAGAGGCUUCACUAACUCGAAACAAGGACGAUUAUCACCAUUCAGUCAUGAUAACAGUAUUGAUUCGCAAUAUUAUUGAUUUUAUAACUUAAAUUUUCAUGAUCAGGGCUUGAAACCCUGACUGAUUUGUUGACAGUGAAAUGUAAUAAUUAUCCGUCCAUCUUUUAGUGACGGUUCUUGACGUAACAGAUGUCAGAACAUGUCGUCAAAGUUCAUCUCUGACACUUUUUGAAAUAUCCAGAGAAGUAAAUACGCUUUGUGCGGUGUAACUCAACUCAUAAUAACAUCACUUUUGUUGUUCUUUGGCUGUGGGGUCAGGGGUCAGUGGCAGGAAGGGAGGGUUGCUUGGUUUAGAACAAAAGAAAGAUAUUAGGACUUCACAUGUCCGCAGCAUGUGACCUGUCAACUGUAUUUUCGGAGUGCGUUUGUGACCCCUGUUGACAUGCCUGUUUCUCCUGCUAAUGAUGGAGAGUUUCCCUCUUUCCUCCCAGAAUGAGGAGCCUUCCUGAGGCCUUGAUGGAUAUGAAUGGAGGGAGGAGAUUGGCAGGAACGGGGUGAAGGCAUGGUAUUUGUGUGAUUCAAAGGGCAGUAAAGGGUCCUUUAAAUGACAUCUGGCCACAUCUUGAAAAGUGCUGUUUCUGUUAUUAAGAAAGCUUUCGAUUGGACAUCUCCCAUUGAGUACGACCUUUUGUUGCAUUCUUUUUCUCUGUGGAAAAGUUUUUACCAUCUGAUUUUUCUUAUAACAUUCGAACAUUAGUAGGAAAUUUGAAUGAUUAAGAGUAUUUUCCUUGCCCCUGCUGGCCGAGCAUGAAUGUGUGUGCGGGCUGAGUGUUUGUGUGUGACUGCCUGUGUACCGUAGCUCUGCUUAGUGCUAUGCUGUGAAUAUGAAAUAGGGCAGUGAGCAUCUGCACUGCAGCCAUCCCUCCCUGGCCCCCACACUGUGCCCACUGCUCAGUGAAGCUGGCCAGCUUGCACAAACACAGGAAAACGAAACUUCAAAAAGAGAAUUAGCCUUUACCGUGUGCAUCUUUGUUUGUUUUUAAGUGUCUUUAUUUGUAUUUCUUCGAUACAUCCUCUGUCUAUACCUGCUCAAGAAGGAUUUCGUCUGUCUCUGCAUGUAUAGUCUUCAGCCAUGUUUACAUGUGCAAAAUUUCUUGAUCCGAUUGAAAAUUUGAGGGAUCAAAUAAUCUGAAUCCAUCGUUUAUAUCGGCGCAAAGUCAAAUAAUCCGAUCAUGACAUGCGUAUACAUGCAGCAAGUUUUAUUCAGAUUAGAAGCAUUUGGACAUGCGCAGAGGUGUCUCAAAAAAACUGCAGAAGAAGAAGAGUUGUAUUAAAACCUUCUGUACCGGUCUCAAUAAAAAAACCAAAGGCUAAAGAGUAAAGAUCUAGUCAGGUAAGAGAGUCACGCUCGGAAUAAGUGUUCACAUGGACGCGUUUCGGAAUAACGAUCUCCAUAAACCGGAAUACAAUUUCUUUCCGAUUGAGCCGAAUUGGAUCGGAAUCUUCCGCUCAUGUAAACAUGUUUACAUGACGCUUUUUUAUUCUGGUUAUUUGUGCCCAUGUAAACAUGGCUAAUGAUCCAGAAGUACAUUCUUCUUGUGUAUUUAUCUUGUUUGACUAUUAAAUGUGGCCGUCUAGUUUAUAUCCAUCCAUCCAUUUUCUACCGCUUUUUCCCGUUGGGGUUCACAGAGGUGCUGGAGCCUAUCCCAGCAUCUUCCGGCGAAUGCAGGUGGCCAGUUCAUUGCAGGGCUGACAUAUAGAGACGAACAACCAUCCACACUCGCAUUCACACCUAAGGGCAAUUUGAAAGUGGCCAAUUAACCUAACCCCACUUCUGCAUGUUUUUGGGGAUUUGGGAGGAAACCAGUGUACCUGGAGUAAACCCAUGCAGACACAGGGAGAGCAUGCAAACUCCACACAGAAACGCCCUGACCCGGAUUUGAACCCAGGACCUUCUUGCUGUGAGGCGACAGUGCUAACCACUACACCACUGUGCUGCCCUCGUUUAGUUUAUAGAAAAUUGAAAAGAUUCCAAGUAAGAGAACAAUAUUAGGAUAGUUUUCUGAAAAAUCUAGCGGUUGUUUGUCCUGUGAUUAGUGAUGAUAUGUUCUUAACUCCCAGAAGAACAGUUUGUAAUGGCGCGGUUAGAAAAACAUCAUGUGAUCAUGUUUUUUUCAGUCUUCUAUAGAUCAGAAAGAGACAUCAGUAUGACUUUCAUUUUUUAUUACUAGUUAAAAACUCCUCACGGGACCUUUUAGGUGAGGAAUCAAAUGUCAAAUUAGUUGCAAAUGACUUUCUGUUGUUGGACCGAUCAGUUCAUGAAGUAUCAAUUACAUCUCUAAAUCCAGGGUAGCCUUAUCUUUUUUCCACCCUUAUCUUUUUACACACUAAUCACAAGCACAGGCAUUCACGCUGCUCCCACGUUAUAAAUGCCUCGCAUGACUCUGGUCUUUGUCCCAGUCGUCGGGGUCUACCUGAACUCAAAGCCCCCGAAAUACAAGGACGCAAGGAAGGACAAGAGAGAAAGAACCUGAAGAAAGAGAGGAAAGAAAGCAGAUCUAUGAGCCCUUUGAUCAACAUUUUUCUGAGCCAACUGAGGACAGAGAGAGAGAGAGAGAGAGUGUGUGUGCAUUUGAGUUCUCUCUCCGCCUUUCUCUCCCUCUCUCUUUCUGAGGUUUAUAUGAGGAGAUAAUGGGCCAUUGAGGCAGAAAGAGACGGCUUAAAAACACCUAAGUCAUGACGGGACCGCCACUCACUACCGCUGAUUAAAUUACCAAGAUGAAGGGGGGAUUUACCUACGCUCAAAUACAAUCCAUAAAACUGCACUUAAGAGUGCCCAGUUAAAGAUGUCAAAUCACUGUCUGCAGCUCUUUGUGACCACCGCAUUCUUGUGUGAGCUGUGGGUGUAUAGAGCUAUAAUGCCGCACUGGAAAUGGUUUAAUUUAUUCGCACUUUUAAUUGACUCUCUGGAAGCUGAAAUUGCAGGAUGAGUUUUGGAAGCUCAACCUUUUCAUUUUGUAUUUAUUCCCCUGCGACUGUAUCGACAAAAUAUGACACAUACAGGGUUUCUGUAGGUCCCUAUGUCGCUCCAGAGAUCAAGACUUCCUAUUAAUAAUAAUAAUAAUAAUAAUAAACUUUAUUUGUAUAGCACCUUUCAUGACAUGAGAUGCAGCUCAAAGUGCUUUACAGGUUAAAAAAAGGCACAAGUGCUUUACAGACAGGGUAGAUGAUUGGCAAUAAAAUAAUAAAAUUAACAAUAAAAACAAUAAAAUUAGUAAUUUAAAAAAAUAAAUAAAAAAUUUAAAAAAUAAAUAAAUAAAAAUAAGCAGACAAUAAUAAAAGCAAAUAGUAUGGACAUGAUCAAAUAAAAGCAAGGGUGAAGAAAUAGGUCUUAAGGUGUGUUUUAAAGUUAUGCAAAACACCAGAGUAAUCAUUUUUGACUGAUUAAGAGGUGUUUUACUUUGAAGAGACUUCCCUCUGCAUGGAUACUGUGUGUGUGUGAAUGCGUGUGUGCAUGUAUGAGUGAUUCUCAUUGGUAGUUCUGUGAGGGGGAAUCAUGAGGCUGAUGAUGCAAGCGUCUUACUCUUUAGAUGGAUGUCCACUCGCUGCCUCUCUCCAUCACCUUCCUGCUGUCACCAAACUGUUUAGUCAGCAUGCGUCUAUGCAUGUGUGUCUGUAUUUGUGUUUGUGUACAAGAGAAAGAGAGACGUCUGUGUCUGUUUUUGCACGCUUUUGGCUUUUAUCUGCGUGUGAAAGAAAGAGAGAGAGGGAGAGUUUAUUGACUGCAGCAGUGUUUGUCUAAAUCUGUAUGUGCGCCAGUGUAUGUGUGUUUGUGUGUGUUUCAUGUUUGUGUCUGGAUGUCAUGAAAAGUGCAGCCAACAGCAAAUGCUGCGGCUGGUGGCAAUGUGACAAAAUUAAAGAUGUGGCAGCGCAAAGGAGGGGAGAAGAGAGGGAUUUGUCGGCGGAGGGGCUGAGGAGGGAUGAGGGCACAGUGUGGCAGUGAGCAGAGGGAUGUAGCAGGAGAGGGUGGUAACGACAGAUUUGUUGGAAGAGAGAAGAAUCAGGGAGUGGCGAGAAGGAACAUCAGCGGGACAUAUUGAUUGUCGCUCCUUCCUCAGCGUCUGUAAUGAGAUCCAGUGGCUUGAGGAGCAGAUUUGUCACCUGGGGUUAGACACUACUGCUGGGCGGGACAGGGGGGGGAGAGGGUUGAGGAGGAGGAGACAACAGAGGGGAAUAAGUCAGCAAAAGGCAAGUGAAGUGCAAAGCUUAAAGGCACAGAGAGAUGGAGAGAGUGCGGCUUUACAAUCUUAAGACACAAAUAAUGACGAGAGGGGGAUCUAAGAAAAUGCCUGUUGGGAGCAUGCGGCUAAUUACUGCAGACAGUCUCUGUCUGGACUCAUCUCCAUGGUAACAAGAUGGGCCAGAAGGGCCGGCCGGCGCACAGAGAAGGAAAUCAAUGAACAGACAGACAAAAGAAGGAGGAAAACCUUGUUCAUUAGGCCAGAUUCACCCUUUUAUUUUCUUUUUCUGCAUGUCUGCGUAAAGUCAUGCAUGUUUAUAAGCCCCUGCUCUCUGGGUGACCCCACACUGAAUAUUCAUGACUAACGCAGCUGUCAACAGGGGGGCUAAGCUUACAUAUAAAUAAAGCGAGUUUUGGGCAGCAGGAGAGCUCAGAAGAGGCUGUUUGUGACAGGAAAGGUUUUAGUUUUAUGCAACUGUAUGGUUGGUGAGGAGAACAGCAGCAGCAGCUGAAGAAGAAAAACGGGAGGAGGGUUAUUGGUCGUAUGGGAUAUAAACAGCAUGUCUGUUCAUUUAACUAGGGCUAGGCGAUAAACCAAAAAUCUACAGAUACCGGAAUUUACGCCGAUAACCGACGUAAUUUUGCCCAUGUCAGUAUAUUUGGUGUCAAAAAAAAUAAAAAAUAAAAUAAAAAUUGGUUUUGGAUGUGUGUAGGUAGGCUUUGGUCUCAUGUCCUUUUUAAGACGCUGUUCUACGUUUGACACGUGACUCCACCCCAUCCAGUCUGCAACAAAGAGGGAAAGACAGGUGAGGAGAUGAGGGAGGGUUCAAAAGUUUGAACGGGGGCAGCUUGUGGAGUAGUUACCAUCCUUUUAUCGUUAUCGAGGUGAACUGCUCAAUUUAUCGUGAUAUUGAUUUGAAGCCAUAUCGCCCAGCCCUACAUUUAACCCUGGACAGAUAAAAAUAAGACAGGCCUAUGAACAGGUUUUGCUCAUAUCAGGUGCUCAGCUAGUCAUAAAGAUGAUAUGAAAUCGGUCUGUCAGACAGAGUGAAGAAGUCCUGCAGUGUCUUUUUUUUGUUUUUAAUUAUAAAUAAUAAAGAUUUCAUUUUUAACUUUGUACAGGCCUUUUUGACACAGGAAGAAUGAUAGAUUGCCCCUGUUUCAACAAGAGACACUAGUGAUGUAGAUAUGUGAAAAGGGUGUGAUUGAUUGCAUGUGUAAAAGAAACAAAUAGAUUAAAAAUAUAUGAUGAGUUAUAAUCAAAUCGGUGACAGGUGUAGCUUGUAAAGAAGAUUUAAAAAAAAAAAACUAAACAAACAUUUGAAUAAUCAACUUAGUACAGUAAGCCUGCAAGCAUGACAUUUUUUAUCUCAAUGACCUGCUCAUAAAGGGCAGGUCAUCUGGUGUGUGAUGUGUGUGUUUGUGUGUGUGUUCCACAGUUGUAAGUUUAAUGUAAACCAGAGCUAAAAAGCAGGAACACUAGAGAGAGACCGUCCGCUCUAUGAACUGUGUGUGAGUCGGACAAACCCUGUUCUAUUUCAGCCAAUUCAAGUCAUUAGUAACCCAAUUUAGUCUGGCUCCAUCAGCCACAAACACAGUUUGGAACAAUGGGAGAUCUGUGGUCAGUGUGCUCUGCCCUCUGCCCUCUGGAUGUCACUUUCAAAGUAUUUUAUCAACCACUUCAUAUCGAAGGAUCUUGUGAAAAUUGAUGUUUAGUAUCCCUCAUCUUGAGCCAGACUUAGUCAAACAUAACAUUUUGUUAACUUCCUAUUAAGUUAUGUGUUAACCUGUGUUGUUUUGCCUUUACCUGCACACACAAAUGCAAUCACUCUGGUCGAUAAAGCCAACAUGACCCAGCAGAGUGAAACAGCGCUGUAAACAUCUUGUCAUAGUAUACCGCACAAUCUCAUUACUGAGAGCCGAUGAGCCCAUUUGAUUCAGUUAAGAUGAGUCCCUGCGCAAAACUGGUUUACACCCGACUUUGUGAACGUGCAUAAAAGUCUUGUCCAAACAUUGACUGUUUUGGAUGCAGUUAACUGGGUGUGAGUCAUGCACACUCAGUAAAGAGGCAGCACACACAGUGUCAUAGCUGUCAUUGUCUCGGUGACAGCUGUACAGGAUUAUGUAAACAGAGAUGAUAGAAUGGGAGGAGAUGUGGGGAUACUCCUCUUUCAGUUUGUUAUUCCUGCUAUCUCUGUAUUCACUUCAUUCAUUAGAAGCGACAGAGUGACAACUUCUGAGGAAACGCCGUUUGGCAGCAGUUCACCGGAACUUACUAUGAUGGUGUCGCCUUUAUCGCAACCCACAACCUGUUUUUAAAACCACAGGCCUAACUGUAGCAUUACCAUUGCACUGGGGUGGUCUCCAGCAAUACUGGAUAUUGGAGGACAUAAAAAUAUCAUAGUUAAUGUCUAGUUUGUCAUGUGCACGUACAUGCACACACAGAGAUGCACUUUCAAACCCAUGGCAUAACAAUCAUAUCAGAUUUGGCCUUUUUGGAGCACACUGCACAUACCGGCAGGGCUCCUUUGUGUCUCCUGUGUUUGAACUCCAGUUUCUAUCUCAAAUCUCCCUUUUCUCAACCGUCCUGUACCACAGGACAUGGUUUUGUCCUUGUGCUGAUAUAACCUGAUAUUUCCAGGAAACAUGAAAUUAACUCAGUGGCAUGUGGUUCAGUAAACGGGGGAGGAAGUGGCAGUUUAAGAGAGGAAGUAAGGGUUUUACUAUUGACUUCUCUUUUGUUCCUUGAAUACGGGACAAAAAGAAAGUCUUUAUAUUAUAAAAGGUGGAUUUAAAGGAUCUUUAAUCUUUGACUUUCUUCACCUAUAGUGUAAUGUGAUUAAAAAUCAGACAGCGGAACAUCUGAUCACUUCUUGUAAGCCAACUACGGGUAAUAAAUCAGAGUUUGCAAAGAUCAUUGUCUCUCCUUAUGAAUCAAUAUACUUACUCAUCAUUUUGUAUUCUGCAAAACACGGACUUCAACAAGUCACACUGAAAAGACAGUCUGAGUUUGUUUGAUUUACAUUCAGGCUCUUGGUGAAGACGUAGAGAGGGUGGAGCUGAUCAUGAUGGGAUUUGACUAUUUUGCUGUAUACUUACAGUUCGAUUAAAUCCAAGUUAUGAAAACUACAUCCUGUGAGAAUCAGUUACAAACAUGUCAAGAAUAGUUUGAUUUUAAACUCUCACAUACUCCUCCUCUGCUGCCCUCCACAAAUCUUCACCUCACUCCGCUUUUCACUCCUGUCCCGCACCCCUCCUCUGCUCACCUUAAUCCCCCUUUCCCCUCCCUUUCCUGUUACUCUACUUUGGCCACCACACUAAACACAUAAGACUUUAGCCUUCGUGUAUUUGUAUUUGUGUGCGCGCCAUUUUGCAUUCACCAGUAUGUUGACGCGCCUGAUGACAGUAUCACUCUCUCCCUCCCAGCAAUCAGAGUGUUUUUGUUUACACUCCUUCCCCUCCCCCUGUCUCUCUCCUCUACUCUCUCCGGGCGAAUGUCUUACAUCAGAUCACUCGAAGCAUUUAUAGCAAAGCUUUUGAAGCUUAGGACUCCCACUGUGGCCAAAUAUAGUAAACGUGAAUCCAGCAGCUGUGUGCGUGUGCGUAUGUGUGUGUGUCUAAGAGGGUUGAAGGAUUGUGUGCGUGCAUGUGUCCUCCUGAGUAAAUGGCUCUGGGGUAAAAACGUGUUUGUUAUUGUUCCCAGCACUUCGCCUGUAGACAACACUAGCAAUUAAAGGGGAGGUUUUAUGUGUUAAGAGCAGGAAGUGUUGCUGUGUGUGGCUGCACGCUAUUGGCUGCUCAGAGUCUCCCAUGUUCCUUCCCUGGGGACGGAGCAGCCGGGGCUCUUUACAGCCGUGGCCAAAUGAAAGGUAAACACAACACACCUUUGAUCAGGCUUUGCAUUUAAAACCCUUACUGGAACUCUGAUGUGCGUCUGUAUCUGUGUGUGUGUGGGUAUGUGUGUGUGUGUGUAGGAAAGCUUCAAGCAAAUUAUUGAAUGACACUGUGAGGUUUACGUGUGUGUUUAGCUUAAUGAGAGAUAAGCUCCCUAGGAUACUUCCACCUGCUCCUCCUCCUUCUCUUGUUGUUGAAGCAUGAACGAAAUCAUCUCCCCAUCCAUGCCUCCUCCUUCCCUCCAUCCCCCCCACCACCACCACCACCAAACCUCCACCCAGGCAGCAUGAAAACAAAACAAGGCGUUGUAUGAAUGAAAGUGGGAGGGGCCAAGUGGCCUAGAAAGGCAGGCAGGCAGAUAGAGGGAGAGAUAGUGGUGCAGGGCAGGGUGAGGCUAUGGUGGAUAGGAGGGAUAGAGAGGAGGACAGUGGAGUAGGAGGAGGAGGAGAAGAGGGGAUGAAUGAAUGAGUGAGCUGACUGAAGCAUGUUGAGCAUAGCAGCUAGCCCAUAUAGCCUGGCGGCAUCAAGAGCGGAAUGAUCAAUCAGGUUGAAACAGGAGGAAAAAAAGCUGAACAAACACGGCAAUAAAAAUAUCUAAAGUAAAAAUGAAACAUGAGGUGAAGGCUGAUCUACCAUGCCAAAUUCUAUGCAGCUUUACAGGCUCCAGCUAUCUUUGUUGUGGCUUCUGAGCUCUAGUCUUAAGCUCUUCUUAUUCACCCAAAGUAGUAGUGGCAGGUACGUCUCCCCUGACGUGCUGGCUGCUUGGCUACGUCUGCCCCCUGUCUGCCCCAGCAAGGCCAGGGUUAACCCUGGGCGUCUCUCCUCCCCGACAUGGAAGAGGCCAUUGAAUGGCUGCCUCCCCCAGUCAGCAAACACAUUGGCUGAAGCCGAGGGUGGAUCUGGGGCUGGAGCCACACUCCGACAUGGAUCCCUAGCGCUGGAUCUGGAUCUGCAAAGCAGCCUCAGCCCUCCCCGCUCUGUUAUGUGAUGCCGUGGUCACAGCAUGUACGCACACAGCAGACAGACGAGAGGGGGAGGGCAGGAGAGGAGCUGUGCAUUUUUCUCUCUGGGUCAGAGACGACUCUGUGCAGUGGUGGGUUUCCAGCUCAUAGUAAAGAAAAUAUAUCAGAGCAGCCCCUGCAUGAACCAGCCCAGAAGGACGCAGAUUAUGUUUUCUCUGCGUUAGUCAUGCUCCCUCGCCGUGUUUUUGACCUCCUGUCCCUUUCGUCAUUGUUCUGUUCUUCAGCCUUGUUAUCCCACCCCUCUGACCCCCCUGUCACAACCCCAUCUGUCCUCUCUGCUUUUUACUCAGGCAUCACAAUGGGCAGCCCUCCUGUGUAGGGGAGGGGGGGUCCUAGCUGUAUCAUUGGAAGUGAGAGCUCAUGUGAUGUCCUCAUAGAGGGGGCAUCCACAGAAAGCUGACAUACAGUGCCCCCAUUACAGUUUGAAGCUAACAGUAUAGUUCACCACAAUUAACCCUUUUUCUUAUGUUUUUUUUUUUUAGUUGCUAGGAAACCAUGACAGUAAACAUCUGUGUUUAUAUGGAUAAAUCACACAGCGUGGAAAAUGAUUAAAAUACACUCUAAUGAAAAAUCCCCUUCUGCAUUGAUGCUGUGAUUUUCACCUGCUGUGGGCUAGAGAGGAUCAUAUUCUGUAAAUGUUUGUAGCUUACUGUUGACCUCGAUCUGUUUCUUGCCUUGAUGCUCUUUGGUUCAGUUUGCACAUGAUAUCGGAGCUGACAGAGCAGUGAGAAACACGGUGAGAGAGAGUGAUUAACACACACAGGUUGCAGAGAGGAAAAUCAGUGGGAUGUUAGAUGUGGCCUAGAUCGUUUGCAGGUUUCUCCAGUUGAUUCACAAAUGAAGGGAGGGACUGGAGGGUACAACAAAGGAACUCAGUGUGUGUUUAAUGUUCAUUGGUAGCUUCUGGGACUGAUUGAGAUCAGGAGGUUUCAGUGGCUGCCUAAACUUUAAAUGAGAUGAUGAUUUUACCUUUUAUUUAACUCACUGGGUAUGGAUGGCAGGCAAGAAAUGCACCUCCAUCUUCAGUCAGCUCUCACUACCCACUGGCCGCUGGUAAUUUCCAAUCUUGUUUUUGCACAGUUGGAACAUGCAGUUGGUAAAAGGGUCAGCUCCUGGUAUAAACUGCGACCUAAUGAGUCUCCACUGGCCCUCAGACAAGGCAAUAACAGCUAGUUUAUUAGAUCAUUACAGGGCAUGGGUCAAACCUGACUGCUAAUCCAAUCACAAUUGACACUCAGCUGCUUCAACAAUUGCUGUUCCCCAAUAAGGUCAAAUGAAUCCUGACAUGGGCCAGUGCCAUAUAAUGCCGGGCCUAUUAGCAAUUACGGUUGUUUCCAUGGUGCUGCAGACGGCUGCUGUUGGCCAUCAAGUGUAAAUUGUAGUCACUCACUCCCUUAUAGAUGCCCGGUGGGCAGUCAGGGGGCCUCUAAUUGCAAGUUUUUCUCGCAGCCGGAGGUGGUUUGAUUUUGCGCUUGAAUAUGAAUCAGUGCUCAUCUAAUUGUGUGGAUUAAGUUGAAAUAUUUGGACAACCUCUGGGGUCAGCAGCUAUAGUUUUCAUAUAACAAUCAGCAGAGGUGGGAAGGUCAAACAGUUGACGCCUGUAUUCAACAAUGCUUUACUAUGAGGUACCUUUAGCUGAUUGUCCACUCUUUACAUCAAUGUAGAGCCACGAGGGGUGGGAGAAAAAAUCGAUACAGAAUAGUAUCGCAAAAUUUUGUCUGGUGAUGUAUCGUAUCCUGUCAUUUACCAAGUAUCCAUUUUACAAAUCAAUUGCUAAUAUGAAGCCAAAUCUAUGAUGAUGGAAAAAUAAAAUCAACUGUUUGUCCAGUGAGGUUGGCAGAGGUGAUAUCAUAGAGCAGGAGGUUAGUUAGCACAACAAAUAUAUAUAUUUAUGUAAAGUUAGCAAGGUGUGCUAAAUGAAAAUAAAAUACAGCGUAAAUAAGACAAAUAUAAAGGAAAGAUAAAUGCUGAAUUAGCUAAACAGUUGAAAAAAUUGUAUGAAUUGCAAAAUAUUGUAUCGCAAUACUCACUGUAUUGCAAAAUGUUAAAAAUCGCAAUAAUAUCGUAUCGUGAUAAUAUCGUAUCGUGGGGCCACUAGUGAUUCCCACAUGGUGUGAAGUCUUUCAUAUGUUUUUGCCAUGUUGACCAGAACUAGUUACCAACAAUGUUUGAACAGUGUAUAUGUAGCAAACCUGAUGUUAACCAACUCUUUCCUCUCUUUUCUCUUCUCCCCAGUGUGCAUGGACAACUGUAAGCACGGUGCCUGUAGCCUCCAAGGUCAGUGCUGCCAUGACCAGUGCCUGGGUGGCUGUUCAGAGCCCGGUAACGCAAGUAGCUGUGUGGCCUGCAGGAACCUCCAGCAUGGAACCUCCUGUGUGGAGAAAUGUCCUCCUGGGUACUACAUCUUCAGGGGCUGGCGCUGUGUCAGCUUCUCUUUCUGCCAGGUUGUUCAUCUCCGGAUUUCUUAAAGUUAACUUCUGUGAUAUUUAGUUUGCUUUCAGACUCACUAAUACAAAUGUGAAUGUGUCUCAUUUGCAUUGGACACAGGAGCUCCACAACCAGUGCAAGCAGACUAGGAAGCUGAACCAGGAUCGAGAGACAGGCUGCUAUGAAUACGUCAUCCACAACGGGGCUUGUAUUCCAGAGUGUCCUUCUGGUUACACCACCAUCAACUCCACUACGUAUGUCAACAGUACACACACACACACACACACACACACACAUUGAAUGCCACCAUAAACACUGCUUUUUUAUUGAUGAGGGCCAGCAUUACAUGAUUGGAGACAUGAUUGUCACCCAUAACAAACAUUAACAUGUAACUCCACUGUGGACUGUGGUCACUCAACACACUCUAUAACAUUUGAACGCAAAUGAUGACGGUGUUUGAAGUAGAUCUAUCGAAACGGCAGAAGUCUUUUUCCCCUGUGGAAAAUUUUCCCUGUGAUCUGUGGAAAAGCAACCUGAAAAAAUUAUUCUGUUAUAGAGGAACAAAGAAAAGGCAAAACAUCACCUGAGUCUUUGUUUGCUGUUAGCUGUUGAAACAUGCAGGUUAAUGACUGAGUGGGUGAUAUUUGUCACUGCUAAAUGAGAUCAAUCCCAUUACAAUGUGGCAAUAUACAUAAAACAGUAAAGGUGGAUGUUCAUUAUCAUUAUUUAUUCAUGUUAAAAAAAAUUUAAAACAAGGGCUGAGCCAAUUAAUUGAAGAAAGAGAUCACUUUCUUCUGUUUAUGUAUUUAUUGAUUGAUUUUUUAAUUUCAAGGAUCAAAAAAGUGGAGAAUAUUUUGAAAUAGACAUAGUUGAGGCAUCAGGGAGCUCAUUGGCUGAAUUAUGUUCAUACUGUAAGAAUACAGGAGAAUUGUAAACAAGAAGUUAUUCAGUAGCAUCAAAUGCAAAGUUUUCAUUUAAGAGUAAAAGCGAAUAUUUUCAUAUGCACUUAAGUUUUUUAAUCUUAUUUACAGUGAGAAAAUCCCUAAAGUUUUCACCGUCUCCACCAUGUUUUGAUCAGUGAUCACACAGAUGUCUAAAUUCAAAGUCUCUGCAAACCAACAUUAAAAGAGUUGAACCGAGGUUUUGUUAACAAUUAAACCUUAAACAUUCAACUGUAUCAACUCCAUGUGAACUCAGUGUUAUAGCUGAGAAUCAGUCUGUACCAGCAUGAAGUAAUGUCUGUAACAGCGCCAAAGGUUUGACUCUUUUUGAAAACAGUGUUCAGCGGUGCAGUCGGGUUAAAUAAUGGGCCUUUGUCUUUAUUCGCCAAACAGACAAUUAUUUUCCAAUUGAAGGAUUUUUUCAGCUGGAUAAACUUAUCAGUCCAUCUGAGACCGGUGAGCUAUGUCUGAUGGACGAUAGGGACCAUUGAACUAUGGCUGGGUGAGGUACUUUACCCAAUGACAUCAUUUCAUGUCGAAUGAAGCAAAGAUGUUUUACAAAGAGCGCUCAGGCCACGCUCAGAAGAAAUUUCAAGUCUCAAAUUUCUGCCAGAAAAAAUAAUGCACACAAAUAGAAACUGUAAAUCGCAGCAUAUGAACUUGUCAAACAGUGUAGACCUCGCCUGGUCCUGUUCGGCACACAGCGUGGUCUGCUUGUGCAACAUGUAAGGACACGGCCUCAUUCAGCAUUUGUGGUUUAAAUGGCAGAAGACGAGCAAAUUUGAUUUCCUCUUUUGGUGUCAGGAAAUGUUUCUUAAUGCUGAUGUUCAGCAACAAAUGCAUGUUUGCAUUAGGGCUGGGCGAUAAACCGAAAAUUUACCUAUACGGAAAUUUACAACAAUAACCAACGUUGUUUUGCCCUUGUCAGUAUAUUUGGUGUCAAAAUAAAUAAGCAGAUAAAAGUUGGUUUUGGUUGUGUGUAGGAAGGCUAUGGUCUCAUGUCCCUUUAAGACGCUGUCCUAGGUAGGAGACGUGACUCCACCCCAUCCAGUCCGUAAAGACAGGUGAGGUGAUGGAGGAUGGUUCAAAAGUUGGAGCGGCUGGAGCAGCAGCUGAAGUAGACGAAGUUAAUGUGGGAGGGGGGUGAGCAGCUUAUGGAGUAGUUAUCGUCCAUUUAUCGUUAUCAAGGUGAACGGCUCAAUAUAUCGCGAUAUUGAUUUGAGGCCAUAUCGCCCAGCCCUCGUUUGCAGUCUUUUGAGACCUAGUAUGUGUUCGAGGCCAAGUAUAUGUUUUGAAAUGGCUCCUGUUUGUAUGCUUUACAAACACACCAAUGAGAGUGGUCAAACGUGUGCAGAGAAAAUGUGAAAGCUGCCUGUGAAUUUCAAAACAUUAUCAUAAGCCAAGUUACAUACUUUGAAGUUUUGUAUAGAAGAAGUGUCAGAGGUCCAAACUAAGUACAGGAACAUUUUAGAGGGUGAAUAGGCAGAAGAAGGUAUUAUAGAGGCUUGAAGGAGGAAUGAGAGGCAGAGUGAGAGAGAAUGAGGACACAGAAUGGGCUGAGAGGGGUGUGUUUCUCUGGGUUUUUUCCAAUAGGAGCAGCAGGCUGUGUGCUGGAGGUGUCUGUGCCACUUGAAGCUGCAGGUGGUUGUGUGAUUGAUGGUGUUUAUGUGUUCCUGGUCGGUAUACCUGUGUUCAUGCAUAGCUGUUUUCCUUUUUUUGUUUGCAUGUGUACCUGUGAGUGUAUAUGUGCAUUUUGGGCACCAGUGUGCAGGACAUGUUUCUGACUCCAUUAAUCGGUUCGGUUCUGUCCAGUUGCUUUUCUUCCAGGUGCAGGUUUGGAGAUGUGGAGGAGAGGGUGUUUAUGCAUUUAGAGGUUUAUUUGUCAGGGAAAUAACUUUGACUCUCUGAUGCACAGAAAGUACACCCAGUGAAAUAGCAGGGACAUUUCAACUCAACAAGGCUUGCCCCAAAUGUACAUGAGCAUGCGUGUGUGUGUGUGUGUGUGUGUGUGUGUGUGUGUGUGUGUGUGUGUGUGUGUUUGAGAGGGAGAUUGACUUUCUCUUGCUUGCUCCCAGCCUGCAGGGAUUAUCAGGUGCUUAGACUGAAAAGAACAUUGCUUUAAAUCUCAGUCAUACACCCUGAGGCAUAAGGCAGAAUGGCAUCCUUUGUAUUGUGUGCGCUUACUUAUACAUGUAUGCGUCCACACAUUAUAUGAUAAAUAAGGACUUCUUUUUUUAUCAGGAUCUGAAGCAGCGGUUGCACCAUCAAGGGCUUUGUGUGUCUGUUUUCGCUGCCAUGGUGAGGUUAUUGCAAGAACAGGCAUCUUUACGGAGGAUUAUUCUGUGGAAGGCAGACAGUCAGGCAGACGACACACACUGUACGUGGUACAUAGGCACACAUACACACACACGAAAAGAGAAAACAAAGCAUCGACAAGGAGUAUUGACGAAGAGACAGGAUGUUUUCGAGCAGGGGAGAAGAAGAUCCAAAGGUUUGCGUCAUGGCUUGUCUGUGAUGCCAAUUAACUGUCCAUUGUGUGGACCCUACCUUCAUUUAGUGUCCAAAGAAACUGAUACCUUAGUCUGGAUUAGGAUGAGUGUCACAAUAGGUUUGGGAAGAGGCAACAAAACCCCUUUUCUUUCUGUUCCUGUCUCUUCACACAGGUAACUUUGCUCUCUUGAUAUUUUUCCAUCACCUGCAUCCACUAAAAAUAUUUAGCUCAUCUUUCCUGGAUGCUGUGACAACCCAGUAGUACAGCACUGCACUGUAGAGAGUGUGUGUGUGUGUGAGUGAGUGCACUUGGUCUGGUUUCACCAGGACAGGGUCCAAAACCAAACCCAAGCGUCAGCUGCGGCCUCUGUUCUAGAUGGUUCUAGCAGACCGUGGAGCCGGAGUCACAGAGUUCAGCCGGACAGAUAAACACUGUCCCUUUAAGAGCUGCCGCUGGACCCAGCCAGUCUGCCUGUGUGUCUGUGUUUUUCAGUACAACAGCCCAAAACAUUCUCCCUUUUCUACACUGCAACUAGAGCAUUACUUUUGAGAGGCUGAAUGUACGAUUUUCCAUGUGGGAGACAGAGAGCGAAGGAGGGGAGAGACGUAAAUGAGAGAAAUCAUUACAGUGUGUUUCCACAUACUCAGGAGUCAUAGAGGGGCAACAAUGAAUUGGCCUCUGAUUGGAGUAAAUUAUUAAGUGCUUGAUAAGAUGGAAAAAAGGAGAAGCCAGGUGUGUAAUGGGUCGUUUGGCUCUCUCAGCGGGGAUAGGAAAAGCCAGACAAAGACCAAAACAGCACACCUGGGACUGAGUGUUUCAUGUCACUAUAUUGAAUGGUGUGUCACACAGCCCCGCUGCUUGAGGGGGAAAGAGGGGGCAUGAUUUGAGUAGGGCUGUGUGUUCUUGUGUGUGUGUGUGCUUCCUGUAGAGGGGGAUUGUAAUAAGAGCUGCAUAAACAUAGAAUUAAAUCAGGGUGAGCUUACAAAUAGCAGUUCAUGCAGAGCUUGCAUGGUCGCUGCCAUGAACAACAGCAUCCUUUGUUAACCGGGGCUGCUUUAAAAAAAAAAAGGUGCAGUUUGAUGUCAUUGUCUCUAUUUUGAGUUUUGAAACCUUGAUUGGACUGCCUGCCACAAAAUCCCCUCUAGUGAUCCCCUGACACCCCCCCUAACCUCCAUGGAGUAUUUUUCAAGAAAGCAGAAAAGUCACCUCCAUUUCUUGUCUAUACCUGACAAAAGAGUGGUGGGUGGAGAAAGCCUCUUUCCAGGAGUGUUCAGAUUUUUUGGUGAGAUGUAGCAGGUCGACAAUAAAACGCAGCCUUGAAGUUUAUGUGUAAGGCACACCUUUGCAGUUGGGGAUAUCAAGGCUGGAGGUGGUAUUAAAGAGAGGGAUUAUGUUUCUUUUGAGAAAGCUUCCAAAAAAAAAAAAAAAAAAGUGCUCAUUUGUGAAUGAAGCUUCGGGUCGCUGUUUUUUCUCUGUGUGGCGGGCACACGGCUGCUUGCUAGACAAGGCCAGCCUUUUGUGAAUGAAUUUCCUGAAAGGCAGCACUAUGAAGGCUUCAUUGCUCGGUGUAUGAGUUAGUGAGUGUGUGUGUGAGUGUGUGUGUGAUUACGUGCCCAAGCACUUGUUUGCAGGGAGAGGACGCCACUCUUGGAGCUGAGAGGGAGAAACAGAGGAAUGCCUGUUGGGAACUGCAGCUGGUGUUUCAGUCGAGUUGGUUUUUGUUGUCUGUGAUUGUGCCCUGUGUGCGCAUUCGUUCGUGCGUACGUACGGCAAAAGUAAGUGAAGCAAAGGACAAGAAAGCUCUCUCCUCUCGAACCCCUAGUGCUAAUGAAAAACAGAAGAGGGCUCAGAUGUGGAUGAGAGAUUGCCUAAUCUAAUUCCCCUCCUAAAAGCCUAUGGAUUCAUUACGGGGAAAUAUCAAAUUAAUUGAGGGAAUUAUACAGAUUCACCUCUGAAUACAUCAGCUCACCCAUUUAAUUGAGUCUGUUUGAUUGUUUCUCAUUUGUGGUGAUUAUUUUUAGGAGGCACGCACUCAACAGCGUUGUUAUUUAAUCCUUUUUGCUACUGCAACGUUAGCUGUUUGAGCAAAAGUAAUGGACCUACUUCACUGCAUAGAAAACAAUCUUUAAUAGACAGGGAUAUGCUUGUAUUUACCACAGUUGCUGAACACAGAAGUCAGGCGAUAAAAUCAGAAAACAGAAGCCAAGCGGUAAAAGAAAUGACCAGAUUAAAAAAGAAAAUGAUCUCUUUCAGCCUUGUUGUUUGAAUGUGCUCUGUCAUGUCCACGCCACACCACCACGUCACUGAACAUUCCUGCCUCAUUCCAAUCAGUCCUGCUUCAUUCCACUUCUGAUAUCUACAGACUGAAACAUUUGUGCUAUUUUCUGUAAGCCUGUUGGAAAAAAACAGCGUGUUGUUUGCCUUUCCACCCAAGGCCUGCUUCUGCGGUAUCAGCGUGACGUCUCUCGGCGUCCCAACACUUUGCCUGGCCCGUCAGAAAUGCAGUGACAUCAGCUGAUAGCUUUUGUGAAUAUCGCAGCCUCAGUUGUUUGGUAGCUUUGGAAUGUGAAUGCGUACUGAUAUGCAUUCAAAAGGUUCCCAGCUCGUGGUUUAAACACGCAGUUGCUCAUAAAACAACACCAUAUUCAUAAAGAUGUCUGCAGUUCUAGUCUGAGCGCAAGUGUCUUUCUCUGCAGGUUGGCCUGCUCGCCGUGCGCAGGCCUGUGUCCUAAACUGUGCGUGGGAAAUAAGACGAUCGACUCUGUUACCUCAGCCCAGGCUUUGAGAGGCUGCACUGUUCUCCACGGCAACAUGAUCAUCAAGAUUCGAGGCGGGAGUGAGUACAAGUGCACGGCAUCGCCUGCUGGGCCUCCUGGCUCUGCUGCUCUUACUAUGUCUGUCUCCCUCUACCUGCCUUUACUUAGAUUUCUUGGCCUUCUCUUUUGUCGUUUGCACUUUUAAUUGCGUUGUCCAGAAGUACAUUAAAAGUGUGUGUGUCUGUCAUAACCACCACCUGUCUGACCAACUAUAUGACCAAACGUCUAACUCCUCGCAGAUAACAUUGCAGCUGAGUUGGAGGCAAGUUUGGGCCAGCUUGAAGAGAUCACAGGCUUCCUCACUGUUCGAAGAGCCUACGCCCUAGUCUCCCUUUCCUUCCUCCGCAAGCUACGCAUCAUUCGAGGGGAUCAGCUGGAAGCAGAGUAAAUCAUCUUCUCUUACCUUUUCUCCAUCCCACUCCAGGUGUUAAAACUGAUAUAAACAGUAUAAAAGUGUGUUUGGUGUCUUAAUUUCUCCUGUCUUUCCUCUAUCUCCCUCAGUGUCUACGCCUUCUAUGCGCUAGACAACCAGAACCUGCGUGAACUGUGGGAUUGGUCCAAACACAACCUGACAAUCCAAAACGGUCGCACAUUCUUCCACUACAACUCCAAGCUUUGCAUGUCUGAAAUCAGGAAGAUGGAGGGAGUGACAGGAACCAAGGACCGCAACCAAAAAAAUGAUAUCGCUGUACGCAACAACGGGGACCAAGCCUCCUGUAAGACAACUUUCGUUUAAGACUCAGUAUUUCAGAAUAUCUCAACAAGAUUUCGCUGCCGCUAUAGUACAUUUUUGCAUUGCUGAUUGUGUCUUUCAAGGUUGAGUGUACUUGUUUCUCAUUCACCAGUCCCUUGAACGUAUGAUUGUGACUGGAACAUGAUGAACAAUGUUUCACGUAUUAAACUGCAGAGCAGCUUUGACAGGUAUUAGCUGCACGGUGUUGAAGGAUUUAAUGCUGUACCUAUAGACAGUCCUUGUUCUUAAGCUUUCUUUCAGGAAGAUAUACAUACAAAAUAGGCUCAUAAACUGAGUUAAUAUUCAGAACAUACAAUAUUCCAGGUGUUUGACAUCUCACUGACUUUUUCAAAUGAGGCUCCUCUUGAAGGCAAAGAGCUGAAUCUGCAAAAAUAAUAUCAUAUUGAACCUACUCUGCAAGAAAAAGUAGAAAUGAUUGAAAAAACUCAACAAAAAUGAAUGAAAUGUAGAAGUUUGUUUUGUACUGAUGCAUCAUUUUGGGAAUUAUAAAUAUCAUUGCAUACUUUUUUGUCUGGACUCCUGUCAUGCUAACUCUGGUCUGUUUCAUCCCUCAGGUGAGACCAAGCUGCUGAGCUUUACUCUCAUAAAGACCACAUCCACUAUGAUCAUGUUGAGGUGGGAGUCCUUUUGGCCGUUAGACUUCAGAGACUUGUUGGGAUUUAUGGUUCUCUACAAAGAAGCGUAAGUAUCUCACAAAAAUCCCAGGCUGUUUUCACACCAUGUCACAAAAUAUUAAAUGCAACGUCAAUAAAAGUUGACUGAGAUGUAGAGGUCUGUUCUUUACUCCUUUAAUGAAUGUUUUCUCAGGUGUUCCUCAAGGUGGCUAACUUGGACCUUUUUAUUUUAGUUUUGACAUGCUGUGCCGUUAUUCUGUGGAUUAUACAAAACUGUCUUACCACCAUCAAAGUUACAGCAAGCCCUUGUUUGACUGUAAACAAGCUUUUGUGCAGGUUUCAGUUUCCUGAUAUCAAAAUAUUUUAAGCUGGAUAAACCUGGAAUUACAGUCUAGAGGACACGAGUUGACAGAGUUGACAUAUUUAUAUGUUCUGGACUCUACGUAAAAGUCAUAUCAGUAACUUAACCUUGAAUAUAUCAGUUUCUCUCAUGAGGCCAGCUAGGAGCUACGUCCGACAUUUUUUCCACCUUAAUGUGAUUCCUGCAGAGCUCUCCCAGCUACAUAAGCAAAACAAACAAAAGGAAAGCUCUGGGUUUUACAUUAAAAAGAUUUCCAAAAAAAACAUUACUUAAAUCACUUUAUAGACUCCCAGUGUAACACACGAUGACCACUCUGAGCCUUGACUCGUAUGUUGUGGAGGGGUUGUAUAUUCUUGUAAUUUCUUUAGUAUAAUCUCAUAUCUCUUGUUGCUUCUUGCACUUUAGUAUACAGCAUUUUGACAUGACCCCAACUUACAUUCUGUAGAUGUUUGAUUGAUUUGUUUGAAUCUCUUUCUUUCCGUCUGCUGCAGUCCGUACAGAAAUGUGACGGAGUUCGAUGGGCAGGACGCGUGUGGCUCUAACAGCUGGGCGAUCGCUGAUGUCGAUCCUCCAUCCCGUCCCACCGACAAGAAGUCAGAGGAUCCGGGGCAUCUGAUUCGACCUCUAAAACCCUGGACCCAGUAUGCCAUCAUGGUGAAAACCCAACUGUCAGCCUCUGACGAGCACCAGGUUCAUGGAGCGAAGAGUGAGAUCAUCUAUGUCCGCACCAAUGCCUCCAGUGAGUAAUAUCACAAGGAAAACAUGCAGAUAGUUGGAGAAUAUGAGUAAUUGUUUUUGGCUUCUUGAUUUGGUGGUUUCUGACUUUUGGUAAUACCUCACUUUACACAUAUGACUCUUUUUUAGUUCAGCUUUAUCAUCAUACAACUUAGUUCAUUGUUUUUCUUUUGUUCACUAAAGCCCUCUGAAUAUGCACAGUACCUCCUUUGCUAAACCGGCUCUUUUUUAUAUUAAUUAGCGAAAUCCUUUUAAACAUAUGACUUAAUUUAUUCUGAAUGCUAGCUGAGAUUUCCCAAAAAACUAAUUUUGUCUUUCUUUUCCCCUCCAUCCCUCAGAGCCCUCUGUGCCCCUGGACCCCAUCUCCUCGUCAAACUCCUCCUCUCAGAUCAUCCUGAAGUGGAAGCCUCCCACCAGCCCCAAUGGCAACAUCACCCACUACCGGGUCAUCUGCCGUAAACAGGCUGAGGACAGCGACCUGUACAAGUUUGACUACUGCUUACAAGGUAAGUGUCCACGGGGUGUCUUACUUAAGUCGGCCAAACAAAUCAACUGCUGCUCACCACUCAUUCGUUCAUCUGGAUUCCUCACACUCAGGAAUGAAGCUGCCGUCUCGCACUCCGACCCACCUGGACAGCGAGGACGAGCAGAAGUGGAACCACACAGAGGAGCCCACCUCAGGGGGCAAGUGCUGCGCCUGCCCAAAGACAGACAACCAGCUGAAGAAAGAGCAGGAGGAGAUAGAGUACCGCAAGACCUUUGAGAACUACCUCCAUAAUGAAGUCUUCGAGAGCAGGUACAGAGUUUAAGAGUAACUGCUGUGUUGCAUAAUUUUUUGCAGUCGCUCUUUGAUGAAUGUAGAUCACACACAUGAUGAAAAGUUAGUGUUUUAGUCAGACACUCAACACCACGGCAACCAAAAUAUCAUCUUUAGAGGAUAAACAGUGAUCAGUCAAAUAAAUGGAGAGGAGCUUCUUGCUGUUUGUGGUCAUGCAGCAGCAACACUGGAGCCCCUCCAACCAACCAGACGAGAUCUUUCGUUCCAGCCAGUAAGUUGUGUGACUUAACUCAGUUCUGUGCCAACUCUUCCCUAUGUGGGGGGGUUUAUGUAACCCCUUGUUUUUGCACAGGGCACAACUGUGGGGGGGCUUAGGAUGGGACAUGCUGAUUGUCUGGACCCUGGUGCCCCUACCCUCUCCACACACACACACACACACACACACACACACACUGACACACAAACACCCGCAGUCUCUCCCUCCGCUUCCCUAGGGGAGUGAUUACUGUGCCCAUUAUCAUUCAUGCCAGUCAGGGGUGCAGUCAUGCAGACUGCCAUUUGGACACACACAAACACUCAAACUCUCUCAAACCUCGGCUGCAUUUUGAACCCAUCAGCCAAGGUCAGGUCCACAUACCGAGGUGCAGGAAGAACUCCUCAUGCUCUCUUUUUCCAUCACGCAAAGGGAUGUAGGAAGCUUUGUCAUUUUUUUCCUACCUGAGCUCAGGCUGCCUCCACAUGAACUUGGCGCUCCACUUUUUGAUAGUGAAGGGAAGGCCUCAAUGCAGCAGCAGCAGCUCAGGGUGAAGGCCACUGCUGCUCAAGGACACUUAAUGUGAUCAUUUUGGAAGGAAGGAGGUUUUCUUAUUUAUAGGCCUUGAUUCUCUCUGUCCUCAGACAGAGGUGCACUGCAGAUCUUCUUUGUCUUGAUUCGUUUAAGUUCACCGCCUGCCGGCCUUUGUUGUGAGCUUACACUCCGAAUCAUUGAUAUAGAAGAGGACUUGCUUGUUGACACCACCCAGUGGUGAGGGCUGGCACAGUUUCUUCUUCAGUUAGUGAGGGUAGAGAAAUGUUGUGCAGUUAGACUUCCCACACUUUGUAAAUGUUGUCAUCUGCUGUCUGUGGGGUUGUGAUCAAUAAAGAAACCCCCGACUCUUCCUUAAAUGCUUUGCCUGUGACUCUCUUCCUGCAGACCAUCCCGCCGGAGACGCUCAGUGGGAGUUGCAAACGCCACCCAAAACUCUCUCUUCCUCACAACAGUCCCCAGUCUGUCAUUCGGCUCCACCACAGCAAGUCCUGAAGAUAAAGAUGAAGAUGAAGAGGGGUCAAAGGUCGCCUACACUUUUUGCACAUCAUCUUUGCAAAAAUACACUGUUGUGAUCAUACAUAGAUGCUGCUUACUGCUGUUCACCACCAAAUAUAUCCCGCCAUAAGAGAACAUGAAGGGAAUAUUGGCACUCUGUAAAAUCAAUGAAGUUUUUAAAAGCUAAAGUAAAACUUGGUCGCAGAUAAAAAGUCGACUCAAACACUUUUUGACUUCUCAAAUUAGGCUUUUUGGGAUAUUUAAUCAUAAUCAAAUAUAAGGCUUCUUAUUUAACCAUAGUAAGAGUCCAGAUGUUUUAUUGUUCGUGUAUUUAAGAAGAAAGACCCCAGAACUCUGUGAUUUAAUUAUUGAAAACACUUCAUGAAACACUUAAAUCACUGAACUAAAGUUUGAAAUUGAUUGUCCUCUGUAGAUGAUUUGAUCUAGGUUUGGCUGAAUGUUGCUGUUCGAGUAUUAAGACUCUGUGUCUUUUCUAUUCAGGUGGAGCUAAAAGUGUUCUCAAAGGAGUCCACAGUCAUCUCCAACCUGCACCACUUUACCAGUUACAAGAUAGAGAUAAUGGCGUGCAACCACCCAACAGACCUCAAACGCUGUAGCAUGGCUACUUAUGUCAGCGCUCGAACUAUGCCGGAGGGUAAGAAGAAGUUCAGAUUCACACAUAUACGCACACAUGUACACACAACUCUCAGUUCAGAGGUAGCUAAAAUAUUGCCAUCUAAUCCACUGUUAUGCAUCACACUCUAUCGCCAUGAUGGUAGCAUGAUGUACAGCAUGUGUUGAGUGCUUUUCUUCAUGCCUCGUACCCACAGAGAAAGCAGAUGAUAUCCCAGGCCCUGUGACCCAUGAGAUAGUGACGGCCGAGCCCCCCUAUGUGUUGAUUAAAUGGAAUGCGCCCCGCUCUCCUAAUGGCCUCAUCGUCCUGUAUGAGGUGUUCUACAGGAAGGUUGGAGACUCAGAGGUCAGUAUCAAGCAUUACUGGGUGUUUGAAAACAAAGCAGAAGUCAGGGGGAAAUGGGAGUGAUGAUGAUUUUUUUUUUUUCACAAAGUAAAAAAGACACAAAAAGGUGAAGGGGUGAAAUAUCCAGCAGAAAUUAACUUGCUUUAGUAAGAAACACAACUUAAAGGGCAGACAGGUGCAGAAGAAGACAUGCAGAAAGAACAUAAAGUGAUCUGGCUUUACUCUGGGGAAUGGAGUCUGGCAGGAAAGAGAGCUAAAGGUUCGCUGCACACACUCGCAUCUUAUCUUUUCUGUAUGAAGAGAGAAGAACAGAGGAAAUAUUUGUUGACAAUCUCCCAGUGCUCCCACUGUGUGUGUUGACAUUUCUGCUGUGUGUGUUUGCAUAUUUCUAUAUCUUUGCGCCUGUGUGUGUGUGUGUGUGUGCGUCAGGACUUGUCUGGGCUCAAUGCUGUGGGUAGGUUUGUGUGUGCGCUGUUGUUGUUGUUGUUGUUUACUUGCUGUAAAUGUGAAUUCAUCCCUCAUUGCUAUUCAUUGCUGCACUGCCUGACCCGAGGAGCCAGAAGCAGCUCUGUUACCAUAGUGACAGAGGUAGGAAGGAAGACUAGAUUGCAGUGGCAGGGAUGGACGGGCAUCUCAGACGACAUCUCAAGUGAACUGCAUUGAAAAGAUAGCGUUUAGUCACUGACACACAGCCUGAAGCUCAAACAAACUGUACUGGCUUUAUUUCAGAUGAUGUUUACAGUGCUUUUAACGGUGCAAGAUCCCUUUUACAUCUGGUGGAGAAGAACUUUUAAUACUUUUCUUUGUCCUCUAAAAAGUCAGCUGCGUCUGAUUUCGCCCAGCCUAGCAGCACCACCUUUUCACUCUUUUCUUGAACAUGCAUUUCAAGAUAACAGUGCUAGAAACAUCGUGGGGUGCUGGUUUUAUUAAAAGAUGCGUAGUACUCAAGUGAAGUGAUUUGUCGGGACUAUGCUUGGCAAUGUUGGCAUCUAAAUAAAACCAGAUAUUCUUUUAAAAUCAGUGUUUGGCAGAUGAAAUAUCUUCUUUCAGUCUUUGUACCUAAAGUGUCACAGUUCAUGGGUGGAUCAUGAUUGAUUGAAAUCUGCCUUGAGUAUAACAGUUCCUCUUUUAUCAAAACGUCUUCAUUUCGUUCUGAUUGUCAUGCAGAGAUUGUGUGUUUUUUUUUUCCCUCCAUAGACUCACACAGCUUGUGUGUCCCGACCAGCCUACCUCAAGAUAGGUGGCACCAAACUCUCACUCAUUCAGCCUGGGAACUAUAGCGUUAGCGUCCGAGCCACCUCCCUGGCUGGAAACGGCUCCUUUACAGAAACCACCUACUUCUUCAUGCCCAACCGUAAGCCUAGAUUCUAUAUGUGUAUAAAUAAAUGUAAACGUUUGUAUUUUUAUUAAAAUAAACUUUAAACAUUAAAUACUAAGAACACUCAAAAGUUAAGGAUGUUUUUUGGAAUCCCUUUCAGAUUUAUUAUCACGUAUUCAGAAGACCUACUUGAGUUGCUCUACUUUUGUUUAACCAAGUUUUUGUGGAGAUCAUCAUUUAUACCUGACGAAUGACUUUUGUGUUUUUUACAGCUGAUCCAGGUUUAAUCUGGAUUGUGAUUGGUCCAGUUAUCUGCUUCAUUCUGCUACUGAUUGUGGGAGGUGGAGUCUUUGUGAUCUUAAAGAAGAAGUAAGAUAUUUAUAACGUUUCCAUCAAGCAGAUAAUCACAGUAUCCAGUAUGACAUCAAUAAUGUAAUGGUGCAAUUAUGUUAACAGGGCUAAUAAGCACAAUAGGAUAAUAUAACAAGACAGAUUCUUCACCAAGAUUUAAACAAAUGAACAGGAAAAGUCUAAUUUCAUUGUUUGGUUGUUUGCAGACAAACAGAAGGCCCAACAGGACCCCUUAUCGCCUCCUCAAACCCUGAGUACCUCAGCGCUAACGAUGGUAAGAAGCACAUCAACACAUUAGUCUUUCCUUACUGUGGGGAGAAAAUUUCAACUGUUUCUAAAAGAUGAACAGCACUUCAUGAAGAUUAUCUAAUCAAAAUGAUCUUCUUUUGUUCAGUAUACGUUCCUGAUGAGUGGGAGGUCCCAAGAGACAAGAUCACAUUGCUCAGAGAGCUGGGCCAAGGCACCUUUGGCAUGGUUUACGAAGGAAUCGCCAAAGACAUUGUCAAAGGAGACCCAGAUACACGCGUAGCUGUAAAGACGGUCAAUGAGUCGGCCAGCCUGAGAGAGAGGAUCGAGUUCCUCAACGAAGCCUCUGUUAUGAAAGCUUUCAGCUGUCACCAUGUGGUACGACCCCGAAAAUGCUUUUCCACUCCCAGCUUCACAAAGAGUUUAUGAUUUUUUUUUACAGUCCUUUUUUAACAUAUUUUUGUCAUAAACACAAAACAAUGGCUCGUCAAUGGAGAAAGGCUGUACUGCUGUAUUCACUCAUGUGUGCUUCUCCCUGUAGGUGCGUCUAUUAGGCGUGGUGUCUAAAGGUCAGCCCACCCUGGUAGUGAUGGAGCUCAUGACCCAUGGUGACCUAAAGAGCUACCUGCGGAGUCUCAGGCCUGACUCUGAAGUAAGUCUUUGCAUUUAAAACAAAUACACACCUGAGUUGAGGCAAUCCUUAAGGUAAAUCUAUAAUUGUGUUUCUGUGUGUUUUUUUUAGAACAACCCAUCAGGGCGUCCUCCUCCUACUUUGAAGGACAUGAUCCAGAUGGCAGCAGAGAUUGCAGAUGGCAUGGCGUACCUCAACGCCAAAAAGUUUGUGCACAGAGACCUGGCAGCCAGAAACUGCAUGGUGGCAGAAGACUUUACCGUCAAGAUAGGAGGUACUGCAGUUGAUCUUUGUUAGCUUUUUUAAGUUACUCUUUGUGCUUCGUACAAUUAUUUUACAGAUUUUUUUUUGUUACUUCUUUCACAGACUUUGGUAUGACCCGAGACAUCUAUGAGACUGACUACUACCGAAAAGGUGGGAAAGGUCUGCUCCCUGUCAGGUGGAUGGCUCCAGAAUCUCUAAAAGACGGAGUCUUCACUGCCCACUCUGACUGCUGGUAAGUCUCGCCUUACUGUUGUUGCCCAUCCUCUCCCAGUCUUGCACAGUAGUUUCAAUGCAUUUGAUUAUAUGUACUUGUUUGUGUGUCUGCAGGUCUUUUGGUGUCGUGCUGUGGGAGAUCAGUACGCUAGCAGAGCAGCCUUACCAGGGUUUAUCCAACGAACAGGUCCUAAAGUUUGUCAUGGACGGAGGAUACCUGGACCGACCAGAGAACUGUCCCGAGAGGAUGUAAGUAGAUAAACACGCACUGAGGCAGGAAGCGUGAGACAAGUUUUCACUAAAGUUAAUGUAUGAAUAACAAAAUCAUAAAUGUACGAGAAAGGUUAUGGGUGUGCUUAAUCUUUGAGGACUAUAUAUUUACAUAGUUAACCCUUUCUUUCGUUCCUUCUUCUUCGUUCCUUCCUUCCUUUAUUCUUUCCUUCUUUCAUUUUUUCUUUCUUUCCUUCAUUUUUUGUUUUCUUUCCUUUUUUCUUUUCUUUUUUCUUCCUUCGUCUGUCCUUUGUCCUUCCUUCCUUCCUUUGCUUUUUCGUUCUUUCAUUUUUGUAUUCUUUCUUUUUUCUUCCUUCCUUCCUUCCUUCCUUCCUUCCCUCCUUCCUUCCUUCAUUCUUUCUAUCAUUUUUUUCUUUCUUUCUUUCAUUUUUGUUUUCUUUACUUUUUUCUUCCAUCCUUCCUUCUUUCUUCCUUCUUCCUUCCUUCUUUCAUUUUUUUCUUUCUUCUUUAUCUCAUUCUUUCACUAUUUCUGUCUUUCUCUCUAUUUGUCUUCCUUCCUUCCUUCCUUCCUAUCUUCCUUCUUUCCAUCCAUCCUUUUAUUAUUCUUUCUUUCUUUCUUUCUUUCUUUCUUUCUUUCUUUCUUUCUUUCUUUCUUUCUUUCCUUCGUUCUUUCGUUUUUUCUUUUUUUUUUUCUUUCUUAUUCCUUCCUUCCUUCCUUCCUUCCUCUACCAGGCACAGCCUCAUGCAGAUGUGCUGGCAGUACAACCCCAAGAUGCGGCCGAUGUUCCACGAGAUCAUCGAGAUGCUGCGGGAGGACCUGCACCCGUCUUUCCAGGAGUUCUCUUUCUUCUACAGCGAGGAGAACAAAGUCCCCGAGACAGAGGAUUUUGACCUGGACCUGGACAACAUGGAGAGCAUCCCUCUAGACCCGUCUUCUUACUCGCAGAGAGAGGAGAGCUUAAGCAGGGACAGCGGGCCCUCGGUGGCCCUCAGGGGGAACUAUGAGGAACAUGUCCCCUACACACACAUGAAUGGUGGCAAAAAAAAUGGACGAAUCUUAUCGUUGCCCAGAUCUAGCCCUUCCUAACAUUUCCUUUUUUCUAGAAGAACUUUAUUAACCUUCCCCCCCUUCCACUUUCUAUCCCUCUUUCUCUUCCAGUCCAUUUCUUUUCUUUAUAUUUCAUGUUCCUCGCAUCAUUUUCUAAUGAUUUUCUUAUUCUUGGGGAACCCUUCAAAAAAACAACAACAACACAGAUCUCAGGACUUUUUAUUUUCUCACAGCUGCCGAAACACAGGCAAGCAAGGGAUGCAAACAUGGUGUAACACUUUUUUUACUUCCUCCACAACUCAUCGGAUUUUCUACUACCAUAUUACCUAUCUAUUGUUUCUCACUAUUGCCACGUUUCCUGGACUCCUUGUGAGGGAAACAAGAAAAAAAAAAAAACUGUGAACACAACAAACCUUAGACAACCAAGAAGGCUGCUUAUGCUCAACCUCCUCAAGACUCGUCCCUCCUUUUUCUCUCUCCACCGAUCUGCAUUUCCAAAUUUCUGUGCAUUGUGUUUUCUCUCCAAGUGAAAUCUUGUUACUCAGAUAGUGGCCUUUUUGUACGUGGCCUAUAAACAAAAAGAAGUGUCUAACAGCGCUUAUACUAAUUUUUCCUCCUUGAACAAUGACUUAAUCAGUUUGGACCGGUGGGAUGACUUGCAAAGACUUAAUCCUAGAACAAACAUCUAUUCCUAGAGGAAUGUUUUCUUUUUUUUCUUCUUUUUUUUUGUUUUGUUUUUCUUUUGUUUUUGUUUUUGUUUUUUUUGGUUCUGCAGAAUUCCAAACUACACACGGAUUCAUUGGGUGUUUGGUGAAUAGUUUUAAUUUAUUUGCUUUUAUUGUUGUUUUCUUCUCUCCUUUCUUCUCUCUCAGUUUUAUUUCUGUGUCCUCACUAUAUGGCUGAAGGAUAUUUAAACAGUUAAGAAUUGGACAAAAGAGUUCCUCAGACUGACCAAUAGCUGCUGCUUUGAUAUAUUUUAGUGGGUAUAGAAAUAUAUAAAUAUAUAAUAUAUAUAGUAUAUAUAAGAUAUUGGUACCUAGGUACUGAUAUUUUAUAUAUAAUAUAUGGCAUAUUGAUGUUUUUGUAAAUAGUUCAUAUUUGUAAUAUUUUUCAUCAGAAGCUUUGCUGGUAUUUUGUUUUGCCAGGUUUUUUUUUCUUUCUGGUUUUUUAAACUUUCUUAAUUUUAUAGCCCCAGAAAAUCACACUAAUCUACCAUCAGUGCUCUCUGUGUCUUAGGCCUCCAAAGCCCUGAAAGAUUUGUCAACUCACUGCAUCCUUUUUUUAUUAACCUCGUCCCCAUUGAGGGCUGUCAAUAUUCGGAGGCAGUUUUACUCCAGCAACUCGAGAUGGGGAAAAAGUUAUAACCAAAAAAAAAACAACACUUUUUAAAGGGGGCAUGUGGUCUUUGGAGGGGGAUGUGCACCUGUUGGUCUCUGUGUCUGCUGUCUCUCUCUGCUCGGGUCAUGUGGGAGCUGAGGUCUUUAUGUGUUUGUUAUCACAGGUUUAUGGCGUCUUUCACGUGAUUGGUGUUAACUGUCUGUGAGGUCAGAGAGUGGAAAGUCUUGCUUGGUGUUUGUCGCUCUGUUUUGAUGUAUCAGUUAAGACUUAUUAGUUGUGUGGGCGCUGCUUGGGUCAGGACAGGGCAGAGAAAUUACCCUCCACUGUCAAGUGGACAAUGAGGCCCUUGGUUAAACGUGACGUUAUGGUAAAAGCCCGUAUAAUUUAGGUCAGUGAGCUGUAGCAUUCCCUUUCUAUCUGACCUGAAAUCUGUCACUCAAAUGGAAGGCUCUCGUGAUUUUACACACUCUCUUUGUUAGGUUUCCUCUGCACCACACACACCACCUGCUUACUCUCCCUCCUCUGCUCUCCCCAUUGGCUGCUGAGCUCACUGCUCAAAAUCAGGCUGCUGGAAAUUUCCACGUUUUGUGGUCGAAGGCUGGAGAAAAAUACGGAAAGUUCCAACUUUGUUCAGAGUCCGCAGCAGGUAGAGGAGAGAAAGAGGGAGAGGGGCAGUCUCUGCUGUGUCUCUCUAUCAUUCAGUGUGUCUGAAAUAGAGGGAGUGUGUGAGUGAUUGUUAAUCCUAUUAUUUUCUCUGCUAUCACAUGCAGGCGGGCAGUCAGGACACAGUGUGCAGCAGCUAUUUCGCUCAAGUCUGACAUUACAGGGUUUUGCUGGAACUGCUUGUUCCCUCAUCUCCUCUGUUUUUGCCAGCCUGCUGGCAAAACUGAUACCAUCAACACACACCAUCAGGCCCAGAACUCACAGGAAAGACCGUUUUCCCUACUUAACGAUUCAAUAUCUGAAGCUUGUUGCUCUUGAUCAGAAUCAGAAACAUUCCUGUCACCCUUCACACUCAGCCCGUCUUCAGAGAUCAUUUUUUAUUUGACACACAGCAGAUCCUGCCAGCCCCACCCUCUAACCACAGCCUUCAAUGACACAGAAAGUGAAAGUCAGCAGACAUGUAGAGAUAAACUUUUUCUAUCUAAUACUCUGGACACAUAGACCGGUGUGGUUGCCAACCGAGCCGAGUCGAGCAGCAUUCAGCACUUAUAGUUUAGCCAAAGUGUCGCAGCUUUCUGUCAACAACGAGAAUCAUCCGAAUCAGAGUCAAGAGAAAGCAGAGAAGCUGCCUCCAUGUUUUAACCCAGUGCCUUCUUAAACCCAGAGCCACGUUCAGAUAGUUGUAUUGGUUAGCAACACAAACACAACACACUUAUGUAGACAGGCCUCUGUGCUCUCUCUGUGUUUUUGUCUCACGCGGCAGGAGACGCAGAGCUGCAUCUUCAUUUUUUCGUUCAAUGGUUACGACUUUUUUUUUCCUCGCUGUAAAAGAAAUCAAAGUGAUCGGGGCUUCGAAUAUUUUCUGUCUAGGUUUCGAUUGAGCUUGUAGCCGGCGUAAGGUUUGAACACUGAUGUUCACCCAGUGCUUUAGCAGUGACACUGUGGAUUGGCCAGAGUCUGUUGGCACUCAGAGGCGCCUGAGUUUAGGAUGUAUAUUUAAGCUAAUGAUUCUUAGGAGUCACAAUCUUGGGCUUUUGUACUUUGUAAAUAAUUUGUGACAUAGUUUGGAAAAUAAAGCAGAAAAAAAGAUUUAUAAAAACAAAAAAAAUUACAACGCCUGUCAGUUCUGCAUACAUGAAAUUGAGUGGAACUUAGCUCUGUCAAACUUUCAUACUAUAAGCUCAGUCGAAGUUGUAUCUCAGAAGUACGCUGGUUUGUCACCUUUGUACUUAAUCUUCCAGUAAAUCACACUACAGAGUAAAAACCGUGUCAGACUUAGCAUGUAGUAUGAAAGUGGGAUGAAGUUUUCUUCCACCUCGACCUAGGUUGCUUAUCUUGUGGUGUUCACACGCAUAUGCAAUUUUUAAUUAAGAUGGUGCCCAUAUCUUUGAAAUACCAGAUAUUUAUUUUAUUAUGAUCAUUGUCAUCAUUUAAAAAGAACACAGUUAGCUUUUUUUAGUCUUGCAUUUGAGAAGUGUUUGUGAGUCAAGCGAUGUAAAAGUUAGUUCUUGUACAGGUGGAGUAACUGGUUGGUAAGCAGCAGAAGUGCUGGUUAGUUAGGUAGUUAGUUAGUUAGUUUGUAAGUAAUUGUCGUCGUCUUUGUGUUUGGCCAGAGUCUACCUCAGUGCAAAUGGAGGAAUCAGUCUAAAGAGCCUAAAUCAUCCCUGUCAGUCACUCAGUUUCCCAUCAUGUCAAAUACUAUCACACAAUCAAACAUAACCAACACUGCUGAUCAAUUCCUUUCCUCCUGUGGCGUCUCCAAACCCCUUCUGCUGUUUAUUUCUUCUUCUUCUUCUGCCCUGGGGAAAGCUGUCGUCAAUCUACGGGGAAUGUGGAAAUUACUUGGAGCGUGGCGCCUCAAAUUGGCCUCUUUCUGCUAGAAAAUGUGUCGCUAAUUUCUCUCCAUAACCAAGCGUUUCAGAGGAAGCUUUCAGGAUAUACGAGUGUUAUCCCUCUCUUUAGAGCUUUUUUGCCCUUGCACUAAUUAAAUCUGGAAAAUCAGACGGUAAAUUGGCUUUUCCAUGAUUAUUCUUGUUUUGAUUGUUUCCCUCGGGCACUGGAAGAAGUCGCUUUAUUGUCUGUGUUCCCCCUCUUUUAAACACCAUGAUGCUUAACUUGUACAUAGAAGUGGUCAUCAUGGUUUUGGGCUCUCACUGCCUGUCAGUGAUCAUCAAGCUCAGCCAUGGACCCGCUUGUUUUCUCUUUUCAAUCACAUCAAACCUGUACCUGUUGUCUCACAGAAAGCCCUCCUCCUCUUCCUCAGUCUGUCACUCAGUCUUCAAACAGUGAGCGCUCAAAUCCGCUUGUUGUUGUUGUUGUCUUUUUCUCUGUUCUGGUUUUUAUUGUGUAUGUUUUUUUGUUUUUUUUUCUACUGUGAAUAUCAAGAGAUGACCUUUAUUUUCUGUCAAUGCCAUGAAUUGGUUGUGUUUAGGCUGAUCAGGACUCUGAUGGGCUGGUUGAGGAAAAAAAAGAAAACAGAUUUAAAGUGGAGGACCCUCCUCUCUCUGCUGAGAGAAAGAAAGCUGGACUGGGACAAUCCUGUGUGCCAUAAUAACUUUUAACAGACAUAAAAUCUAGAUUGUAACUUUUCGUCUCAGGGAGGCGGCCUGAUGCUUUUUUGGGGGGAAGGAUAAAGAGGAUGAGGAGGAAGAGGAGCAACCUACCUACCUACCUUUUAUCUACUCUGACUGAAGCGCAAGUUCUCAGCAACCUUGCAAGAGCAAAACAAACAUACCUAAUCCAAAAUCUGAAAAUCUUGCCACCCCCAUGAAGAUAAUCUCCUCUCUCUCACUCUGUUGUGAUAUGGUCUGGACUGCCCUCUAGUGGUUGGAUGGGAGCAUUGCAGGUCAGGGGUGGCAAAGCUCACAGGGCCCCCACUACCCAUAGUGCCUUGCUCAGACUAACAGCCCACCUGUCCCCUCCCACUCAGAGCAGAACCACUGCUGACUGGCAUGUCUCCACCAAUCAUUAAAGGAUUUUCCUCCUUCAACCAUGAAAUGAAAAAUCUGAAAUUGUCUCUGUGUAUCCUGCAGAUAAAGUAAUCCUCCUGCUUGAUGGGGAAAUACUGUAAUUUGGAUGAUGUGACUGAUGAUUUCAAAAGACAAAUGCUGAACUUUGUGUCUCUACCUUGCUAAGUCCCAGCUUGCCUUGUGCGUGAAAAGUGAAUCAUCUUUUACCAGCAGGUAGCUCGAUAACUUCACGCUCACUGAUUCUGCUUCUCAUCAGUCUUCAUUGACAGCUGCAACGCCCCAAAGCACAUGCAAGAACCCGCUGAUUGCAUCACAAAUGGGGCUUUUUUUCCCAUUUGUCAUGUUUUCAGUAGUUCCAAGAGUUUCAAAAAAAAAAAAAAGAUAAGCUCUUAACUGUAAGCAGCAGGAGAUCCCCCCUUUGCCCCCGGAAAACAAAAGCACUUGACUUUAGGGAAGUUUAGGAUUGUUUUGUUAAACUCCGAUAACCUAAAAAAAGCGGUUGGACAGAGCAUGCUUGUGACGCAGCGCAGGGUGAGAACAAAGCAUUGUAUGUAUUAUUGUUUUGUUUUAAAGAAAAGAAAAAAGUAUUACAUUUUAGAGAUGUUGAUUUCUAUUUUUUUAGCCAAAGUAUGGUGGGCAAAUACAAAUUACUUUUUCUGACUGUAAACUUUUACUACUCUUGUACAUUAUGAAUUUAACAUUGUUAUCAAUGUGUAUAUAACUUUUUUUUUUUUUUUUCUAAAUUUGAAAGAUAGCUGUUUUGUUUUCAUACCACAGCCCACUACACAGAGAAGAGAGUUUGUCAGUGUAUUUAAGAGGCGCUGCACAACUCCAGUCUGAGGGCUCGACUCUGUGUGAUAAGACAUGAACAGUAUGUGGCCUGAAUUGUUCACAGUGAACCCUGCUCUUGAUCCGAUGCAUGUCCCAAAUGUUUGCCGACGAGAAGUCGCACAUUUCACCCACCACCCACCACCCCGCCUGCAACAGCAGCAUGUCACCCUUAAAGCCUUUUCUUGUGUCACAGAUGUCACCUAUCACAGAUGUUGUUGUAUGAAAUUGUUUCUGACGAGAGACGUGUGUUUAGUUUGCAAAUAUAUAUAUAAGUAUAUAUAUUUUGUUUUGUAUGUGAAAAACUGGAAAAGACCACUGCACAUCCUUUUUUGAAGAGGAAACACGAGUGAUGAAAUCCUGAAUAAGCUAAAAAAUAAAUAUAAAACUUUACUGAUGGUUCAAUAACCAUACAUUUUGAGGAGAAGACUGUAAAGCUGGAGGUGUUUCAGGAAGAGGGAGAAAGUUUUUGGGCGAUAGGUUAUUCUUUUCUUUUGCCCAGAGGUAGAAGUGAAUAGAUGGGGCAGCUUAUAGUUAGCUGUGAAGGAUAGCAGAGUAUGGGAAACAGCUGGCUUUUCUCCGUCAAUCAAAAAUAUUACUUUAUAUAUAAAACUUAACCUCUCUAGAAAGGACACUUAGUGGGCUUAUUAGAGAGAUUUAUGCUGGCCUACAAUAGGAGCAGUAAGCGACUAAGGUUCCUGUUAGCUGCCACUGAGCUCGUCAAAAAUGUAGCUUUAAGUCAAUGUUUUAAUUGAAGGUUUCACAAAGAAGGCUCAGCGUGUUCAUGAAUUAGCCAAAGUGUGUUUGUCGAUACUUUUGGACGGAGGCGGGCGAGCUGUUUCUCUAAGCCGAGCUAACCUGUCGCAGCUUCAGCCGUUAUCCAGCUGAGUGAGCAAAUUUCCCCAAACUCAGAGCUAAGGUGAUACACAUUCAAGCUAUGAAUGACUUGAGUACUGUCUGUCGGUAGUGUAAUGAUAAUCUGUUUGUGUGUGUGUUAAUGAUCAGGGAGAGAGUCUCUGUAGCCUGAGGACAGACAGACAGACAGACAGACAGACAGACAGACAGACAGACGUGGAGGCUUUGCAGGUGUGUCGAUGACCCUGAUUUAAGGACAAAUGUGAGGAAAAGCUGCCUCUUCUUCGGUUUUUCAAGUCAUCUGUUGGUCCAGUGGUCUGCUCCAGUUUACACACAGAUCCCUUCUAUUUAUCUCUGUACUGUCCCUGUGCUGUGUGUCGUUCAAAUCUAUGGAGUCGUGUCUGUGUUGUCCUCGGUUCAAGUCUCUAUCACAGCUUUUUCCGUCUCUGAUUGCUGCUCUUCCUCCUCCUCCUCUCUGUGUCCCCCAUCUUUCUCUCCUCAGUGCACAUAGGUGGUCCCCAGAAUGCUGUGUGUAGUCUUGCAGGAUACCUCUUUAUCAAUGUCAUUUAUUGCCUAUGAAUAUGCUGAUGUAUUAAUUUUUUUGGGGAUAUGUUGUGUAAACAUUACGUUGAGACAUCGGUGCGUAUGCAGACAACAGGUGUAUAUGUGUGUAUGUACAGUUUGAGACCCCCAACCCCGCAGAGAUCGCUUCAUCCCUCACACUGGAUCCAAAUGUGCCAUUAUCUUUAUGUAUAUCAGAACACACACACACACACGUACACACACAAACACAUACGAAGACAGAAAUACAUGCAUAUUGUACAGGAUCAAAAAUGUGCCAUGACUAAAUGAACGCUUGACAAUUUAUUUUUUCUAUGUUUUCAAAGGAGAGCCAAGUAGUGACAUGUACAGAAAAUGUUGCAAUGACAUGAAAAUAAAAAUCUUGCUGUGUGUAAAUUAUUCAACAAUUAACUGUUUAUAUUAAAAUUAUGAAUAAAAUUAUUGGAGAAUA
Molecule: messenger RNA, 82306 nt
Organism: Xyrichtys novacula (pearly razorfish)
Lineage: Eukaryota; Metazoa; Chordata; Actinopteri; Labriformes; Labridae
Source: the annotation of a GenBank genome assembly